This is a messenger RNA of Cinara cedri, 74155 nucleotides long. The record is from the annotation of a GenBank genome assembly. NCBI's taxonomy places the organism in Eukaryota, Metazoa, Arthropoda, Insecta, Hemiptera, Aphididae.
AUGGGCGUAGCCGAGGAUUUUGCUCCAAGCUUCACGCAGAAGCCACAACUGCGACAAGAAGACGAAGGCAACCGUUUGAUAUUCGAAUGCCGUCUGUUGGGAUGCCCCAAACCAGAAAUUACGUGGUUCCGGAGCGAUACUCAACUAGCCGAGGAUCACAGGACCGUGAUGAAAAUCCAGGCGAUCGCGACAAACACAUACGUCGUGAUUCUCGAACUGGACGAUGUAGUCGAAACGGACGCCGGUCUCUAUAAGGUUAAGGCCAAAAAUAAAAUGGGCGAAGUGGCGGCGUCUAUCAAUUUAAAUUUCAGCCGUGAGUACCUUUAUAUAACAUUUUUUCAAUAGAUAAAUCGUUAGCUUCAUUUAGGGCUGAGGUAGAUUUAACCGAAAGAUAUCGAUUUUUUAUAAAUGUUGGUACAGAGUGCUGCAUUUUGUUUGUUCUUGUCAAGAACAUUUUUUCAAAUUAUUUUCCGAACAUUAUUAUUGAAUAUUUCUUUUUAAAAUAUUAUUAAAAAACUACUUUAAUAAUACAAAUAGACUACAUCGUUUAAAUCGAUUGGUAUUUAAAUCAAAAAUCAUAUUUAAAAUAAAUGAUACAUAAACGGAGGCCAACAUGAUGGUGAAAUAUCCUUGUACGGUACGUAUAAAGUAUAAUGAAUUUGAGUUUCGGUACAAAACUAAUUAUCAGUGCAGUUUGUAAGCGGUUUAUACGAUUCGUGUUAUGUAAAACACCGAAGACUAAAAUUAAAAUGGCAUAAUUUUUAGAAGAUUACAUUCUAUGAUGUAAUCUUUGUUUAAAUUCGUUUUUGUACUACGGAGCCACAAAGGUUACCUACUGCAAAAUGUUGGCUUAGGCUACUUUUAUAAUAAAUAUGUGAAUUAUUCGCAUGAGUUCCACUGCUAGUAUAAAUAGGUAUAAGUGUUAUUUUUAAUUCGAUAAAAAGCUGCAACAUACGAAUAACGUGAAGAGAACUAAAAGUUAUUUACGGAUAGUUGGAUAGUAUAAUAAAUUACUUUUUUUUAUGAUUCUGUUUCGUACCCAAAAUAGUGAGGAAAUAAUUGACAUUUUAUUUUUUUGUACACGUUUAUGAUAUCAUUAUUUCAAGUUCAAAAAGUAAACUUGAAAGUCAACAACGAAAAUUGCGUCUUUCAAUCCAUCCAUUUUAGAUUCUGAGUGAAGAGAGGGCUGUAUUGGUUUUAUAAUGAUGUUUAUUUAUUAUUAUUUUCUAUACUAUACAUUUUUUACCAGAAAUCUUGCUACGAUUUUCAAGUGUAGUAUUUUUUUUUCAAAAGAAAUUUUAUCUUGUUGGUACUUUCAAUAUUUCAUUUUUUGUGGUUGAAAAUCAAGUAGUUUUCAUAAUAAUUUGAAAACAUUUGCGAAUUUUGUACGUAAUUUUUACUCGGUAGGUAUACUCAGUGGAUAAAAUUGUUAGACUAAAUAGAAAUGCUUGAAAAUUUAUUAAGAGGUUCAUUAUUAGUCAUUAUUUGUGGUAAAAAAAAAAAAUUGAGUGUAAUGUAGAAUUUAAGAAUUUUAAUAUCAAAUUUUAACGAGAAUCGUAAAUAUUACGGUCUUUUAAAACACGUAUAACCGAAUUCCGUUUAGAAUUGUUUUUAAAAAGCAGUGAUUAAUCGUUAUUCGUAGCGUACAGAUAUACAUUAAAUUCUUGUCUAUAUCUUAUCUUCAAACUUUUCACCUACAACUACAGUGAUCCAUCCAUCUUGCGAAGUAUGUCCGUCUUUUUUUGCUUCUUUCUACCUUAACCUAAUCUAUUUCUAUAUGUAUACAUUUAAGUGUUACGGGUACCUGCAAUAUCGAUUGUAUAAUAUUUUAAAGAAAAAAAAAAUGUGUUUCUCUUCUCGAAGUUCGUUAACAUGUAUGAUGUUGGCACUACGUCUCAGUAAAAAUAUUCUGUAGUCCAGUGAGAACAGUUGAGUGGGUUGAAUUUGGCAAUAAACUCGCAUUCUCCUAAAUAUAGAUAAAGAGUUCUGUCACCAAACGUUUCUACUAAUGAGACUUGCAUUUAAAAUUACUUUGCUAAAAAAUGUAAGAGUAUAGGUAGAUAUAGGUAUACUUACAUAUUCUCCUAACAAUAGCGUUUUUGUAUCCGAAUGUUUUAUCAUCGUUAUAAUAAAUAUGGAAUGAUUGAUACGAAUAAAUUAUCCCGAAGUUAUUAGAAUGCGUAACUAGCUGUAUGUAAAUAUAUUAUGUUCUCGAUGUGCACGAAAACGUAACAAAUUAAUGAAAUGUCCGUUUACAUACGCGGUCGUUUCAUUGGCCUAAACCUCUUACACCUCCUAUACAUACCCAUACACCGAGCAAAAUCGAUAGGUAAUAUGUAUACUGUUAUAAAAACCGUUUAUACACUAAGCGAUAUCUUCAUUGGUCGCCAUUAAAACUUAACGAAUGUUACUUAUUUAGCUUAAUGGGAAUUAACAUACUGCGGCGGUAGUAUAUAAUUAAGUGUAACAAUCAUGGAAUUUGAACGCGAACAGAUUCGCAUAAAUUUGUUUUUAUUAUUUUUCAAAUUAUUUCGUAGAUACACAAUAAUAUUAUAUUGUGUAUAAUUAUAUUGUGAACAAUUAGAAACUAAUAUUAUAUUGUACUACUAUUGGCUAGUUGUUUUUUAAGUCUUCAUCAGCCGCAUUAAGACAUCACAAUUCUAAAUAGAUUUAUAAACGAUAAAAUACAUUUUCCCGCUCAACAUUUUAAAACUAUCUCAACGUAUCUCAUAUUUGUCAAUUUUAUUAAUAUUUUAGGCCGUACAUCGUUUCCGUUAAAAUGAAAAAGGUUCGGUUUUCAUUUCCUCUAAAAUUAUUUUUACCUAUAUUAUUGUUUGAGAACCCCUACCCUUUAACCAUAAUAACGAUAAAUCUAUAACUCAGGCACGGAUCCAAAGUAAAGAUCCGGGGGACAACAAUUUUUUUACAACAAAAAUACAAUUACAAUGUCUACGGUUCUAAUUAUAGUACUAUAGUAAUUUAAUCAACCACAAUCUAUUUGUGUUUAUCCGGGACUAACUUUGGUGGCAACGUAGUGCACUCUUGUGGUGUCAACAUUUAACAAGUAUAAUUACAAAAUUACAAUAUUGGAAUCAGAGUCCACAAAUAUGUAUAAUAUAUUAUAGUUAAUUAUUAUUAUGUUACCAUACAUAUCUGUGAUUGAAAUAUUCUUGUAAUAUCAGUAUCAUUAGAGUUAUAAGAAAAAUUAUAAAAAUAAUAUCUCUGGGUGGGGGAUCUGGGUGAGGAGCCCCCUGGAUCCGUCCCUACUAUAACUAUUGCUAAAUGUGGAUAAUACAAUAUAUGCAGUUCUCUUUAUUAGAUACCUAUGCAAUAAUCGUAUUAAAAAAAAGACUUGUUAAUACAUCAAAUACACUCGAAAAAUAUAGUAUACAAUAAGAAAUUUAUUUCUUUUGAAUUUUUUUUUAAAAAAAAGUGUGAAAUAAUAAUUAUACUAAAUGUUUUUUAGAAAUAAAUUAAUUUGCGAAUUGAUGUGAUUUAUAAAACUGUUGAAAAUUGUUGACUUGAUUUGUCAUACACACUUAGUUAGACGUAGGAGUUAUGAUGAUUCGAAUAAGGAAAAAAAAAACAAAAUUUGAGUCAUUGCGAGAAUCUUCUCUUUUUUUAAUGAAACCUGGGCAACUCUGUUCUGAUGAUAAAAUAGCUCUUAAAAUAGAUCAGUUGAAAAUGAUUGAAAAUUAAUAUCAAACAUUUUUAAUUUUGGUGAAAACGAUGAUCCCCAUAUUUGACUAUAUAUAAUUGACAAUCGUAUUGUUUAUUUUGAGAUGUGGACAUGGACAAUGUUUUAGAUUCUGAGCCAAGCUAGGAAUAUAUUGGUUUAAUAUGAUAUGUUUGAUAUUUUUUUAUUUCUGACAGAAAAUCUUGUUUAGUUGAUGAAGUCGGUUUUUGAUUUUCUUUGUAAUUUUUUUAAUAACUGGGAAAAAACGUAGGAAAAACGGAAAAGUUUACUGUAAUUGUAGUUUAAUUAUUUUCGAAUUUGUUUUUAUUUUUAGAAUAUCUGAGCUACUUAUUAUAGCUAGGUAUUUUUACAUUCUCAAGUUGUUUUUUGUUAAACAGAAAUGGUUAGACAUUUUAUACAAGUUCCUUCAUAAUUUAUACUUAGCGAGAAAAUAAAGAGUUGAACGUAUUCAUGCUGUUAUUUUUCGUAAGUGUUUUACGUUUAAAUUUUGACGAAGAAUUUAACAAGAAUUUGACAAGGAAUUUAAAAACAUGUUUAACUGAAUUUUGUUUAAAAUAAUUAUUCGUUGCGUAUAAAUUAAAUAAAUGUAUAUAUUAUAGUACCUUUGCUACUGUCCGCCUACAACUGUAUCACACCCGUUAGCACUAUUUUUUUAAUAAUAAUAAUAAUAGCUAUAUCGGUUAAUCGUUAUAAAUUACAUAGUCCAGCGAAGUUGAAAAAAAAGUUGCUUGCGUUUCAGAUUUUUAUCAUCAUAUCAACAAAUUUCCACCUUAUUUAUACCUUACUAUAUUUAUAUUUAACUACGUCUCUCCAAUUUUAUAUGUACAAUACAAUACAAUACAAUCCAAUACUAUACUAUAUCGUUAAAUAUUUUUCACCGGAUCUUCGUCAAAGUUUCCAUUCCAUUGCUGCUCAAUAAUACGUUCUAUAAUACAAGCUUACGAUUUUAUGUAAGGUGUUUAGACUUCAGACAUAGAUGUAAAGUACAGUGAAACAAAAAUUACUAUAGGUAGCAAAUUAUUUGAAGUGUUUUUAUUUUAAAGAUUUACUUGAAUCAUAUGUUUAAAAUGAUUUUGUAUAGUAACACUGUUUUAGUGUUCUAUCAUCAAACACACUUAGAGCGUUGAUCAGAGAAAUAUUUUAUUUACCAUUAGAGAAAGAUUUUUAUAUGCAUUUACAUGAAAACUAUUAACUAAUUAUCAGGAAAUUCAUAAUGGACAAUUUGUCUUAACAUUAAUUAUUAAUUGUUUUUUGUUUUUGUUUUAGCGGUUGACGAACCACAUGAAAAGUAAGUUUCAAAAUAAUCAAUUGUGAUUGAACAGAUCAUAUUUUGUUUUGUUAUGCUCAUACAAACAUAUUAAAAUUCAAUAUUGUUCAUAGGCAAAUUGACGGAUUAGCCCCGACCUUUUCAAAAAAGCCAUCGAUCAAACAAGAAGACGACGGCAAGAGACUUUUGUUUGAAUGUAUUAUUCAAGCCGAUCCAAAACCGGCAAUUGCAUGGAUUCACGGUGGAAAACCAGUGAUUGAUUCUCCUAGGCAUAAGGUGAUAAAACAAUAAUUUUUCUCAGAUAACCACUUUUAAGUAUUAAAAAAACAUAAAAUGGUUAAGUUGUAGGAUUCAUAUGAUAUUAACAAUAUUUUAAGGAUUUAGUAUAGAAUUAGGUUAUAUUAUUUUCACUCUCUUUGCCCUUCAGUCACAAUAUUGCAAUUUGAAUGUAUUAUACAAUAAAGACAAAUUUUUAAUAUAAUGUCCACUCUUAAUAAUUAUAAUGACUAGGUAAUUAAUAAUAAUCAAACGAUUAUAAUUCGAUAAAUAUUAGAUUUUGAGUACAAUGAAGAAGCUAUUGGUUUUUUUGAAAAUGCUUUUUGGGCUUACCAAAUGUUUCAAUCUUUUCACGAAGUACUGCGUAAAACAUACGAAAUUCCUUCCUAAAGGUUCCUUAUUUGAAUUGUUUGUCGAGCAUUUCAGUAGUUCACCCCCCUCCCCCUAGUCCUGUAUUUUUAAAUUUAUUUCUGGAUUACCUUAACCUUGGUAACAAAGGAAAAAAUUUGACUAUUACUAAUCUGUUCAGAAUCUUUUUUCGUUUUCCGUGAUUUAACGUAGUAUACCUAUAAUAGUGGCCUAUCCGUGGUCAGUUUCAAAUUUUUUUAUAUUUAGUUUCGAUCGCGAGCUUUGUUGAUGAUGCAUUGCUAAAAAUGUAUGUAUGUUUAUUGUUAAAAAAAAAAUACUGUACUACGAGUAUUUACAAUUACUGAUGGAUACGUUAUUCGUGAGAAUAAAUAAAUCGGUUAAUAUUAUAUAAACAAAAUGGAUUUGCUUUGUUAAUAUUCUCAGUAUUAGAGAUACAUACCGGAUUCACCGCCACUUGGCCCGCGAUUUAUUUAUAAUUCUUAAUAAAAAAUAACAUUCUUCAUAAUACUUAAAUUGUAUGUACCGCCGAGUUUAAAAUCGCAUUGCACUUUUGCUAUUCGGCGCAGUGGCCAAAAGCCGUUUUACUUCCAGUGAAUCGAAUCGCCAAUAUUAUCUUAUAAGCACCGGGUGUUUGUUGUGUUAAACAUCAUACAGCAUGUACACGCAGUACUUCACCGAAGUUUGUAUUACAUAAUAUUGUUAUUAUUUUAGGUGCCUCAGAUUUAUUAUUAUAUCUGUGGGUUAGAUAAAAUCUCAAAUAGUUUACUUAAAACAAUUAUAUAUGUGGUACAGAAUAAUGUUUUUGUUAGCUACUGGUAAAACAUUUUCAAUUCAUAAAAAUAUACUUUAAGAAUUAUUAUGGAAAUUGAUAAUUUACACAUUUGACGUAUCUACCAUUCUGAGCUAUUGAUUUUCAUGGGUUUUUUUUUAAAAUUUAUUUACAGCAAUAUGUAGAUAAAGAUGGACAUUCCUAUUUAGCAACUCUAGAAAUAAGAAACGUCACUGUCGAAGAUGCUGGAAAAUAUAAAGUUACAGCGAAAAAUGAAUUGGGUGAAAGUAACGCGACAAUUAGUCUUAAUUUUGACAGUAAGUACCUCGAUUCAAUAUUAUAUUUAUUUUAUAAUAGAUUCGUAUAUACAUGUAUUUUUAAACGUUAGGUAUUUUUGAUUGAUCGUAAUAAUUUUACAUUUUGAAGGAUUUGGCUUUUUCGCUUAUUUAUCGUAGUAGAGCUAAUCAUAUUUACCCUAUAUACAUGUAAAUUAAAUUUUAAAAAAAAUAUAUUAAAUUUUAAAUUAAAUUACCUAACUCAACUUGUGAGUACAUUGAAUAAUAAUUAUUAGUACGGGCAACGCAAAAAUUUACCUACUGGCCCAAAAUAUAGUUUGAUGCAAAGCUGAGUGGUAUGAAUGAAUUUAUCAGCGAGUUAAAUUGGAAAUCACUAUGAUUUUGUAUAUAUACAAUUUAUUAGACUUGUUUUUUUUUUUUUUUGUGCGUCCGUUUGUGUGGUAUGUUGCUAUGGUAAAAGCAAAUUAUCUGUUUAUAAAACUUAUAGAAAUUACACAAUAUGUAUUAUAAUAUUCAUAAAUACAAUAUUUAAAAUUUUGAUGGGCUUAUUUCAAAACCCAAACUUACGAUCGACCAAUUGAUCAAUUUGUCAAUUCAUUUAUGUAUAUUUAAUUUAUUUAUACGUAAUUUAACUGAAUCAGAAAAUGUAAGUCAUUAAAUAAUAUAGCGCUAUCGAACAAUAAUAAACAGACGCUCAUUGAAUGAAAUUUAUUAUUUUAAAGUAAACUCAUACACAAUAAAAUCAAAAAAUAUUAUAUUUUAAACCAAACAUAAAUAUUGUAGGAACGUUAUAAUAUUGUUUUUUACUUACACAAGUUAUUUGCCAGAUUAUUUAUCCGUAGGUAUUUAUACUUUAUAGUUUACUUACUUUCUUGCCUUCAAUAUAUAUAUAUACAUCUUCUUUAGUUAUGUUUCGUAUUGAAAUUUUUGUAAUUAACCGUUAUAAUAAGAAUCUUGACAAUAUCACUUAUCUUUUGAAGUAUAACCAAUUAAUAAAAUAAUAAAGUAAAAACAAAAUUAUGCUUGUUAUUAGUUAUUACUCGUAAAUAAAUAUAUAAAUAAAAAAUGUAUAUAUAGAAAUAAAAAAAAAAUCAGUGAAUGGAUUCGUCGCCUGGAGAAUUAUGAUAAGUGUAUUAUACAAAAUCGUGAAGCGUUCCACAUUUCUGUAUAAUACACAUAACAUAAUACUCCAAGCGACGCAUUCAAUUUAAUUAUUAUUUUUUAUUUAUCUAUGUACAUUUUUUAUUUAUAUAUUUAUUUACUGUAAUCGAUUAGUUAUAACUUAUAAUAUUAUCGUAGAUAUUCGUUUAAAAUUGAAUUAUAGAAAUUAGUAGAUAUUUAAUAAAAUAAUAAAGUAAAAAUAAAAUUAUUAAAAUGUUUAAUGUUCAUAAAUAAAUAAAGUAAAUAAAUAUAUGUACAUAUAUAUAUAUAUAUAUAUAAAAUAUGUUUAUGAAAAUAAAAUAAAUAAAUAAACGAAUGCGUCGCAUUUUACAUUUUGACUGUGAUAUACCUGAUGAUGAAAUUUUAAUUUAAAUUUGGUCGUAUAAUACACUCAUUCAUUUAUUUAUUUUAUUUUUACGUAUACAUUUUGUAUUUAUAUAAUUAUUUACUUUAUUAAGUAGAUUUUAUUAUAAAAUGUUGAUGGAAUUUCGUUUUAUGCAUUCUGAAGAAUAUUUUUGUGGAUUAUUAUUUUACUAUAAAACAUUUUUUUUUCACCAUUUUGAGUUUUAAACAUUUAAUACCUACACACCUAGAUCAAUAUUUUAUGUAAUUCAAAUUUAUAGACAUUCCUGAUAAUAAUAAUGUAGGUUUGAAUAACUGUUCUUUUUCUGUAUCGUGAUUACAUCAAUGUAAUAUAAUUUACUUUAAUAUCGGACAAGCUAUUGGUACUUUUUUUUUGUUUCAAACAUAGUAUCGUAUAAAAAUUAAGAAUUUUGUAUCAAUAAACAAAUCAAAAUUAAUUAUGUAUAUGAAUAAUACAGUUUUAGAUCUAAACAUUUUUGGGUUUUGAAUAAAAUAUAACGCCCAUCAAAAAACAAAAAAAAAAAAAACUAGAAUAUUCAAUACGAAUAUUAUUCUAGUGAUGCACACACAAUACACAUAUUAAAUACAUAGUUAAAACACGCUUUGCGUAGAUCUAAACAUUGUAUAACAUACGUAGUAGUAUUUUUUACCGUGUGCGCUGUCGAUUUUCAACAGUUUAAAUAUUAUAUUUUAAAAUUAAAUUAAGUAAAUUAAGUAUUAUAAUAAUAUAUGGUCUUGGAUGAAUAAAUUACUAAUAGGGUACAUUUAUUGGUAAACAAAUUAAUAAAAACAAAAUGCGCGGUUUAUUAUCCCUGAUAAUGAUUAUGACCCAUUUGAAAAUAGUAUAUGAAGUUAUAAUACAAUAUAAUAGUUAGGUAGGUAAUCGACUUCAAGGUGGUCGAAUAGUUAUUAUUCCCUAUAGGAGAGGUUUUUUACAUUGCAACCACACAAAUAUCUAUGUCUUUGUCUAAAUGGUAUACAUUAUGUCAACGCAUACCGAACACGCAGUUGUUGCGGUGGAUGCGUGCCUCCAGUUUAUAUUAACGUUUAAACAGUGAGGUGCUGUAGGUUUUCAGUAAGUUUUCACUUUAGGUGACGAAGCCCCCGUACCUGAAGAUGGGAUAAAGCCCACGUUUACAGAAAGGCCCAUCAUUACACAGACUGAAGACGAUAGGAACGUAAUUAUAGAAUGCCGUCUAGUGGGCGACCCGAAACCGACGGUUCAGUGGUAAGUCCGUAACCUAAUCUAUACGUACAGUGACGCCAAAGUCGUAAUACUUACCUAAAUUACAAGAAAAAACAGCAGUAUAAAGCUACUACAUAUUUUAAGUAUAAUUAAAUUAAUUCAUCUAGAUAAGUCUCGAGGUUUUCUACUGUCAUAAUUGAAAUAUUCCUGCAGCAGUUUUUAGUUCCGGAAUAUCGAGCGAAAAUUUUUCAAACUUACUUUGUUAUUAAAACGAUGCUUCGUUUCAUAGUGAGUGAUGACACUUUGGUAAAAAAAAAAUAGGACAUUUAAAAUAAUUUUAAGUUAUAUACCUAAGCAGUAGGUGGGAGUCUAAAUAUUCUCUAGAGUUGUCUAUAACGUCUUAGGUAAAUUUUCCGACUUUGGUGCCACUGUCUAUAAAUUUAUUUUUAGCCAUAUUUAGUAUAUUGACAAUCGUAAUAUAUUCGUUAUUCGUGCUGAUUAUAGGUAUCACGGUAAAAAUAUUGUGAAGGGUAGUAAGUAUUCCUCGUCGUUAAACAUAGAUCAAAAACUGUAUUACUUGGCAAAACUGGAAAUAAAAAAUACAGAGGAAGUCGAUAGUGGUGAAUAUAGAGCAGAGGCCACCAAUGUGCACGGCAAAUGUGUAGCCACUGUUAAUUUAAACUUGAACGAAGACAAGGGACAUCUAAAGUGAGUAGAGUAGUUUAUUAUUAUUAUUUAUUUUUUUAGUGAAUAUCUGUAUGGAAUUUCCACAGUUCUGGACUUAUUUACGUAGUCAUAUACCUAUCUUUAUAAACAUAUAAAUAAAUUUAAAUUAAAAUAAUUAGGUAAUCAAUAUCGUUGAAAUAAAUUAAACAACGAGCUUCAAAAAAAUUCAAUUCUGUUGUUUUAAUAAUUAUUUUGAAAUUGAUGUAUCUACCUUUAUUUUUAAAUUUCGAUCUGGCAUGUGGCAACAAAAUAUUUUUAAAAUUUCUCUUCAUAUUCACAAACAAUUGUAUUGUUAAUUCACAAACAUAUUUAGAAGUUCUUAAAAGUUGGCGAUUCUAACAAAUCAUCUAUAAAAACAAUAAAUAGAUAGUUAGAUCAUAUUGAUUAUGAUGGUUUAUAGCCAUUUUUCUAUUCCGAAAUUAUUUCUCUAAAAAAAAAAAAAAUAUUUAUAUGGCAUAAGGUAUGAAGUAUCUUGUAUUUUAGACACUCCAAUUUAAGUUUUAAGUUAAAAUUUAAUACACAAUUCUAUAUAAUAUGAGAUGGAAGAACUAUAUUGAUCUACUAAUAAAACUUAGAAAAAUUAUGUACGUUUUAAGAAAUUUCAACAAAGUUUUAGAAUUACCAAAACUACGCCAGACUUAUUUAGCAUUGGUUGAAUCAUUAAUAUCUUAUGGAAUUGUAGGGUGGGGUGGUGCUCUUGAUAAUGUUAUAUCUCAGUUCAGGAACGAAUGUAUUCAACCAAAAAUGUAUGUACAGAAUUAAAUGUACUUCCUGUUAAGAAAAUAUAUUUGAAAAUGUCUGCUAUAUAUUUAAAAAGCCAUAAUUUAUUAGAACCAAUAAUGUAUGGGGUAAAUACAAGAUACGCAAAAAAUAAUUUUUUUAUUGAAAGAUCAAAAAAAAAAAACUACAUCUGGUAGACAUUUUGAAAUUAUUGGUACCAAAUUAUGUGACAAAAUAAUAUUUUAUAUAAUAAACUUUCCAAUUAAUUUAUUUAAAAAAAAGGCAUUCUGAAAUGGCUAUUGGAUUCUUAUAACAAAUUAAUUAUAUAAUAAUAAUAUUUCUUUAAUUUAAUAUAAUUAGUAUUAGUUAAUUUAGUUUAUUAUAUAUCUGUUUAUUUUUUGGAGAUUCAAUUCGUAUCAUAUAUGUGUUAUUUUUAUGCAAUUAGAUAUUAGAACUUCUGGGCCCAUACACGAGUCUUCUCAGUGGGGCCCAGUACUCAUAUGUAUAUGAAAUUAAAUUUAAAAAAAUAAUAAAAAAUAUAAGGAUAUCCGAUAGAACUUUUUUCCGAUACUGAUAAUCAGACAUCUUUGCUAUCGAUAUUUCGUUACCCUAAAUAUCGGCGGAUAUAAUGACAUCUGUUUAUGCCGAUUGUUGAUACUAAAUUAAAGAAUUAUAGAUAAGUUUUAUUAAUUUAUAUAUGAAUUAAUUUACAUUAAAAAAAUCGCCUAGAAAGAAUUUGUAUUGCAAUAUUUAUAUGUUCUAGAAACGUUAGAAAUUGAUAUUGUAUAGUGCCUAUUAUUUUAUCGACUUUGUAUUUGUUUAGAAUACCGGAAGGCAAACAGCCGAGGUUUCCAAAGAAGCCAGUGAUACACCAAGAAGGGGACGUUUUGGUUAUGGAGUGUGAGCUGGAAGCUAAUCCCAUUCCCGAGAUAAACUGGUAUCAAGCGUCUAAACUCAUAUUAGAUACAGGACGGAUUAGAAUGUCAAAAAAGACAACCGGCAAAGACAUGUAUUUACUUAGAUUAGAAAUCACAAACCCCACCAAAGAAGACGGUGGAAAUUAUCGUUGUAAUGCUUGUAAUAUAUUUGGUGAAAGCAAUGCAAACAUAUCAUUGAAUUUCCAAGGUAUAUAGAACCCAAAAAAUAAUAUUACAUACCUAUUAUAUAUAACAAUAUAUAUCCAUGUAUACAUUUUGUGUUUAUAUUUUGACCCUAUAUUAUUCCAUUACAACCGCGCAUGUUACCACUACUUAAUAAAUUAAUGACAACAAUAAUAUUAUAAUAAAGCGAUAACAUAAACCAUUGAGGUUUCAGGGGGUAUAUUAAUAUUAUUAUAUCGUUUUUAAUCCACGUACGCACGUGUUAUUAUCAAAUGUUAUUUAAAAGGAAAAACAAAUAAUAUUUUGACUUCAGGUGGUGACAACGGUUCUGGGUUUGCACCAUCAUUUAUCGAGAAACCUCGAAUAAUUCCUAAUGAAGCGGGCACGCUAAUCACACUCCGGUGCAAUUGUACAGCCAAUCCUAAACCAGAGGUCACGUGGUACAAGGGCACCAAGAUGGUGACAGAGACAUCAAAAAUUUCUAUGAAAGUCAGUGGACACGAGAAUACAUACGAAGUGCUAUUACUGAUUCAGGUAAACGAUUAUAAUACAUAAUGUUACAAUCUGAAAUUCGUGCAUGCACAAUUUGAAAGACGUUAGAUAUUAACAUUCUUACAUUGAAUAUAGGAUCCGAUUGGUCCGGACAGUGGUACUUAUAGAUGUCACGUGAAAAACGAACAUGGCGAAAGCAACGCUAACUUAAAUCUUAACAUUGAAACCGAUCCUGAACCAGAAGGCGAACCUCCUACAUUUUUAGUAAAACCAAGAAUACAAUCAAAAAACAGUGGCAAAUUAAUCGUCAUGGAUUGCACCGUCAAGGCGAGUCCUAAGCCGGAAGUUAUCUGGUACCAUGACGGUAAAGUAUUGAGUCAAACUUCAAAACUUUCUUGGCGAGUCGAGGAAAAAGGCGAUUCUUAUUAUAUAUGCCUUGAAUUGAAGGUGUGUAUCUAUAUUAGUUUUAAUUAAUGUGAGAAUACCAGUAUGUUUGAUAAUAUAUUAAUCGUUUGUAUUGAAUAAUAUGUUGUUAUACAGAAUCCGGGUAAAGAAGAUACGGGGUUGUACAAAUGUAGUAUAAAAAACGGGAAUGGUGAACUGAAUGCGAAUCUCACACUUAAUAUCGAAAGUAAAUCAAAUAUAAUACUUUAUAAUAGUAUAAUAUUACAUAGUAAACUUAUUAACAUAUAUAACCUUUAAACAGUAAUACCGGUGAUUAAAGAAGUCCCACGUGUUGUCACGAUAUCAAAAACUAAAAGCGUUGUCAUUGAGUGUCGCAUCCAGUCCACUUUUGAACCCCAGUGCACGUGGAAAAAAGACAACAUGGUGAUUAAAGACAACGUUACAAGACAAACAAAAAUUGAACGCGUCAAGGAUGUAAUAACUACCUAAAACGUUUAAACACUGUGCAAUUAUUAUACGAUAGGUAUUUAUGUUUUAUUUCAGGGAGAAUAUGUGGUAAAAUUAGAAGUGAAAAAUGCAUCAUCCGUCGACAAGGGCGUUUACAAAUUGGUUGCUAAAAACGAAAAAGGUGAGGUGGUAUCGAAUCCCAUUGAAGUAAAAGAUUCUGGAGAAGAUAAAGUAGAAAAACCAUCUAUUGAUCAAAAACUAAAAUCAAUCGUGAGUAAAUCUCAAAAAUGUGGUGUUUGUGUCCUUUUUUCACUUUGUUUAAUUUUCGAUAUUAAUAUCAAACUAACAUAUACACACACACCCACACACGAUACCUACCUCUAGUGCAAUAUAACAUAGUGCAUUCCUUAAAUACUUCAGUUUUCGUUACCUAUGUAAUAAUAUUAAAGUUCGCCAAACGUAUAAAACGAUUCCAGAAUAAUGAAACUACAUGGAUAUGGCGUAAUUCAAAAUUACCAGGUAAAACCUUUUGUCAGUUUUAGAGUUUCUUUACAUAUUCGUAAAACGUAUAUUGAAGAAAGUUGUAAAAAGUGGAUUGCAUUAUAAAAAAAAAAAAAAAAAUGUAUUUGUUAAUAAAUAGUGCUUUUUUAUGAAAAAACUACAAAUUUAAAUGUAAUUCAUCCGGUUUUAAUAAUUUGCAUUCACCCUUAUCAUUGUUUACAGUAUUUAUCAUUAGUUUAAUUCAAAUGUGUUUAAAUUUUAGUUAAUUUUAUCACAUUUCUUCAGACGUAUCUUCACGUUUGCUGAAUAUUAUUGGUCCUAAACGAGGAUACUGACCGUCGUACAUUGACCAACAGUCGUCGGUCUCCAAUUUUUUGCACUUUUCCUUCCGUAAUUCGUCUUCUAACAUCUUGUGUUUAAAUUCAAUAUCUUUAUUGGGAACGUGCCUCAUAUAGUUUACUUCUUGGCGUAUUUGGGUCUUGUGUUCCGUAUUUUUUGGCCGCAUCAAAUCGUCCACAUUAUAGUUGUCCAUAUACCUAAUGCCGCCGAAUGUGUUUAAAAAAUGUGUAUUUUGUGUGCGCACAGAAAAACUGUUUGAAGAUUAUUUAUGAAGUAUAUUACAAUUUUUUUUUUUUUUAUCAAUAUUGUUAUGGAAAUUAAACAGUAACAACAGUAUUAAUACAAUUAUUAAUGAACCUAUGUUUAGUUACAGCCAGAAAAAAAGUGAGAAAAAACCCACCAUCACCGUGUAACAAAUUACCGUGAUCAAUUCAUAUAAUAGACUAUUGCUAUUUUUCUUUCUUUUUUAUAAAAAAGUUUCAUUUUGCCUAUAGUCAUUUCGAUGAUGUAUCAUGCACAUUGUACACAUAUUAGGUCUAUCUACCAGUAAUUUUUGCUUAUAAUACUAUUUAGGCGAAUAAUGGACAUAAAUAUAUUAUGUCUAAUGUAGAAAUGAUCGUUACGUCGCAUCCAUUAGAUAAAUAUGUACCAUAAGAAAAUAAUUAUCGCUUAACUUAAUGCAGGGUACCUAUAAUCGAGUUUAUAAAACUCAGUAAUAAUUUAAUAAAAAAUUAAACUCAGCUGCCACAUUAUGUAAUUUAUGUAUGGAUGCGAUGUACAAAAAUAUUUUAUUUUGUUAAUAAUUUACAUGUUUAAGUGAUAAUAUGAUUGUAAUUCAAAUAGAAUUGAUUUAUUAAUUAUUAUGCCUAAUAUAUUUUAUUGCUAUUUGUAAAUGUACGAAAAAUUGCAGUAUUAAUGCUUCAUGUGCCAGUUUUUUUUUUUUAAUAAUUAUAUAAAAGCAAUACGAACAAUUUAUGAUGACAACACAUCAUUGAAAAUAUUUUUGGAUUUAUAUAACUAAGUGAGUAUUUUUUCAAGUAACAAUAUAAUUGUUAAUAAAUACAAAUAGAUUUAUCUAUAUGGAUCGGUGAUUUUCAAUUUUUUCGCUUGCCAUAUUUUGUCAUAAUUAAUGUACCUAGUUAUAUUCGUGAUCCAUAAAGUUUUCUUAUGGUUUCUGAAAGGAAUCGUAUAAAACCCCAGAUAUUGAGAAUCGCCGCUAUAUAGAACUUUACAGAACAAUAAGACGAACAAAAUAUUGCAUAAUAUGGUCGUUCGGAAUUGUUUUGUUUAUAUUUAAUUGUGAAAAUAUAAAAUAUAAUAAUGAAUUUUUUUGUUCCUUUCUAUAGCGUGCUGACGAAGGUGAAAGAAUUGAAUUUGUAUCUAGUUUAACGAAAAUCGAUAAACAAGUUACGGUUAUAUGGUACAGGUAAGAAAUAAUAAUAGAGAGUGUUCCAAGUAGAUAUACCCAUUGCGAAAUAUCGCAACGGGUAUAUUUUCGUAAGACACCCUGUAUAUAUUUAUACAUUUUAUUAUUAUCCGAAUUAUCCUACUUAUUUAUCAAAAAUACAAACUAAAAUAUAUUUAUAAAACGGAAUUUAUUAUUAGGAACUCGAGACAAAUCACGGAAACGUCAGAAACGAUUAUAAGCUUUGAUGGCAAACGGGCGAGUUUGGUUAUCAAAAAAACUAAAACCGAACACAGCGGUACUUAUAAGAUCGUAUUUAAAAACUCUGCCGGAAGCGACGAAUCUACGGCGGAACUCAAUAUCGUUGGUAUGCGUAUAAAACAUUUGCUUUCUAUUAUUCUAAUAAAAAAAUUGUACUACCUAUUAAUAUUGUUUGUCUUUUAAUCUGCGAUUUAGAAAAAAUGGAAGUGGACGAGAAAAAAGAGGUAAGAUAUAAAGUCGGUUAAAAAAAAAAAAAAGUAAUAAUAUUAUUACUUAACAAUCUUUUUUACACAAAUAUUAUAAUAUUCAUAACAAUUUAAUGUACCGUUGUAAAUUACAGGAAGAAGUAACGGAAACAAAAGAAAAAACUGUAAAACGAAAAUCGUCCAUCACGACGACAAAGGUAAACCUAUAGGGAAUAAAUUCCCUUUAAAAAAUAUAUUAUAAAUACCGUAAUACGCGUGGGUUAAUAAUAUGAAACUAAACUAUUGACUAUUCGUAUUUAUUAGAAAACGGUUGAGAACGAAACGAACGAAGACGCUCCGCCAGAAGAAAAACGAAAAUCUUCCGUAAUCAAAGUAAGUAUUACACAAAUAUAAUGUUCUUUAUACCAGCUUAGUCCGCAGACGUUAAAUGUUUUAUUUCACACCGAGUUAUAAGAUAAAUGUUUCCAAACGGUUUGAACAUACGGGUAAACAAGUGUUUAUGAAAUAUAUUGCACGUGCUUCUGAGUUUCACUAUCCAUUGGUUUAAAAACACAAUAAGAAAAUUACUCGAGAGCAGCACAGCUCCGUCGCCAUUGGUUGAAUUUCUCCCCAGAGGACUUGUCGCCGUUACAAUUUUUCAUUUUAGAUUUUGAGCGGAACGAAAAUUGUAUCGGUUUUACAACGAUGUGUACGACGUUUCUACCUGAAAUCUGGAUCCAAUCAAAACGACGGGAGAAAUUUUUUAUUGAAUUCUUGACCGAGAUGGUUAUUUUUUGAUUUUCCAAAUGGGUUCUUAUUAUAAUUAGGAAAAAUUUUUUUUUUUAACUAUUUCGUAUUCAAUGCAAUUUCUUCCACCGUGUUCAAAAGAUAAAUGUAUUUCAUGUAAAUUAUUAAAUAACGAUUCAUUAUAAGCAUAUAAUUUUACUCAAUUACCUUCUGCGGCUAUUGACAUAAUUAAUCAUUCGUCUUUUACUACUGUCAUCACGUCAUAUAUUUCCUUAUUUCCUCAUUAAUUUUGAAUUCACUUUUUCUCAAACUUUAGUCGUCUUAAAUAAUUAACUGUCUGUUUGUAUUUUAAUUUACCAAGACGAAGGUUGUUCGUAUUUCUCUCUAUGAUGAUUUUGUUUAAGUUUUUAUAAAAUGUAUAGAUUCGAUGUUUUAAAAUAAUUAAUGUUAAAAUAUGCAGUAAUUGAAAAAAACGGUGGCGUUUCAACUCGUCUGGUUAUUCGGAAAUAUUACAUGCCUAAGAGGCACUGUUGAUUGACUGAUUUUAUGAACUUAUCUAUUAUAAUACUUUUAGCAGCCGGUAUAGUAAGCUAACGGAUAUGUGGUUAUAUCGGAUAGAAAAAUCCAAAUUAAAAAUAAUACGGAAUUUAUGCGGAGUCUUAACAGACAGACUUUGUUACGGCGUUUUUCAAUAUAUAGUUUGUUUGUAAUAAUAACCUAUCUUAGAUAUCUGAUACACAAUUGUUUAAAAAUAUUCAUUAUACAACAAAUAGGUAAUAAUUAAAGAUUGCACAAAAAAAUUAUUAACUUAUUUAAACCGUUUAGGUGCCAUGUUUAAAUUCGUGGUUCAAAUUGUUGUGUAACAUAGAUACAGUACAGUGCAGCAAUUUCUAUUUUCAGGGAAAAUUUGACAAAAAUGGAAACAUAGCUCGUGUUAUUCUUAUUCUUAUUAUUUUUUAAUUUCUGUUCAAAUCAGAGUUGUUCUCAAUUGACUUUGUAUAGCACUUAAAAUCUUACAUAUUGUAUAUUCAUGAAUAUUACCUGAUAUUUACUACGCUAAAAUUACGUGUGUUCCGCAUAGAAAUCAAAUGAACAAGACAUCAAAGAAGAUUCAGACCAACCCGAAGCGAAGAGGCGUUCGUCGAUAUUAAAAGUACUUAUUCAAUAUAUACGAAACACAAAUAUUAGUAGGCAGGUUCUCAAAUAACACUAUAAUUGUAUUAUAAUUUUUUUUUAAGAAAACGUCAGAGAGUACAUCGACAGUAGUAGAGGAGCAAAAGAAUCAGGAAAGAAGAAGAUCCUCUAUACUAAAGGUACAUUGUAUUUUUGUUUAAAUUAUUCUCACGCUCCAAUUGACAUUGGCAAAAGAAAAUAAAUGUAUUAAUUAUAAAUUAUUAUUAUUAAAUUAAUUUAUUAAUAUAAAUUAAUUAAUCGUACGGAAUAUUUUAUUUCGAUCAGUCAAUUCGUGGGAGAGAGACACAAUUAAAUUUUGAUUAUCAUAAUAUAGUUAUGGCUAUUUGGUCUAUUGUUGAAUUAAAUAUGUAUAGGUAUUAUUCUUAGAUUCUGAGUACAGUGAGAAAUGUAGUUUUACUAUGACGUGGUUUUUCUUUUCUAUAAUACUAAAUAUAAAAAAAGGGGGAUUAUGUGUCCAAUUUUAACCAUAGUGACCAAGAAGUCUCUUUCACUCUUAGUAGCUGGAUUGGAGGGUUGGUGACUGACAUCCAUUUGAUCGGUCGAUUUUCGUUCGAAAACGUUGUUUUUAAAAAAUAGACAGCCAGAUCAUAUUAUAGUCUGAUCAGACGAACGUGUGUAAUUUUUGUUGUUUUUGUUUAUUAUGCACUAUUUAAAAUACAUUUUAUAAAUAUAAUUAGAUUUAAUUCUAAAAUGUAAAAGCACUUAUACACAUAUAUAACCACAUCACGGGUAUCUGCAUGGCUUACGAUAUUUUAAUUUUAUUUUUAGAAAUCGUCUAAUGAAAAUACCGAAGUUAAAGACGAAGAACCUAAGAAAUCAUUGUUAAAAGUAUGUACCUACGUAUACAUAUUGUUUAGAAAUUAUAUAAAUUUUUUUCCUAUUAAAUUUAGUAUACUUAUUUUGUAAUGUGUUCGAAUUUCCUCUAAUUUUAUUUAUAUAUAAUAUUGUUUUAAUUUAAUUUUUCAUAGAAAUCUUCUAACGAAACAACUGAAAUUAAAGAAGAGGAAGUCAAAAAACCGUUAUUUAAAGUACGUACCCAUAACCUAUUGAAUAAUAAUUUAGAGUACCUACCUAUUUAUUAUUUGUAAAAAUAACAUUUAUAAAUAUUGAAAUUCAUUUUUUUUUUUUUUUUAGAAACCAGAACCUAAAGCCGAAAUUCAAAGUGAUAGUUUAAAGAAAGUAUGUAUAAAGUGUCCAUCGAUUUUUGUUCAUCUCACUUUAGAUUCUGUUUGAAGUUAUUAAUUUUUCUUAGAUGUUGUUUUUUUGAAAAACGGUCUUUCGAUCAGUAAAAAUAUACCAAUUUUAUCAUUUUAUACCUCAAGUAGUGUGAAAUUUCUUCCCGGUAGUACUUUAUUUGAAAUAUUUAUUGAUAGUUUCAAUAGUUCGAGGACUUUUAUUUUAAUUUUUGUUGGUUUUUGAGUUGCUUUAGUAACAAAGAAUUAAACAUGACUGUAAUACUGUUCCUCUCAGAAUCGUUUUUAUUUCCUUUAAAUAAUAGUAAAUUGUUUAAUUAUUAUAUUUAAAAUUAAUGUAAAUUUAUUUAGGAAACUGUUGCUGAAAAAACUGAAGUAAAAGUAGAGGAAGUUAAGAAACCGAUGCUUAAAGUAUGUAAAAACGAAUACUGAAGAUUUUCAGAAUAUAUUAGAUUUGUGUAGGUAAUCAACAUUAAUACUUAUUUCAAUGGCGAUUUUUUUUUAGAAAUUUGUUCCUAAAGCCGAUAUUCAAGGUGAUGAUUUUAAGAACAUAAAAAAUAUAUUGAAAGUAUGUACAAAAACUGUUGACAAACAAUACUUUUUAAUAAUAAUGUGUGAAACAGACUUAAGUUCGUUUAGUCAACAUUUUUAAAAAUUCGUGUCGAUUUUUUUAAAUUUUUUUUAGAAAGUUCCCGUGGUAAAAACCGAAGGUAAAGACGACGAACUUAAGGACUCGUCGUUUAAGGUAUGUAUCAACUGUUUGCAAAAUACACAAAAUACGUUCCGUAAUAUAUCUAUAAUUAUAUUACGAAAUUUAUUUCAUUGUACAUAUUGUAUAUACAUAAUCGUAGAUAGUACUUGUACAUAGUUUUCAUAUUUUUCUUUUUUUACUUUUUCGUGUGUUACGCGUGUUUUAUUUAUAGACAACUGACAGUGACGGUAAUGAGGAAUCAUUACCCUCCGACGAAGAAAACGAAAGUGAUUCUUAUCCGCUGACAGAAGUAAUUACAUUUAUAAAUAAAUAACACUAUCUGCCCAUAUUUUAUUAAAAAUCUCUUCGCGUUAUGAAAUAAAAUUGACGAGCCGCAAAAUAUAAACAAUCAAGAAUAAUAAUGAGUUAUUAAUAGUCGACAUAAUAGGCGUAUUAAAAUUAUUUUUGAUUAAUAAAAAAUAUUAUAAUAUAAUUAUCAUAGGUAAAAAGUAAAGUAAAAAACAUUCGAUACAAAAGUAAAAUCAACAGAUAUCCUUAAUCAAUUCGGUUUAAAAUUAAUGUAUUAUCGAUUAAUCGAGAAAUAUAAAUAUACUUAAACGGUUUAUUAAUCAAACGUUCACGCUUUGGUUUUUCGCACUGUUAAAUAUUAGACAUUAUGUUGUAUAGAAGAAUCGCAGAAACUGCAGAAAGAUCACAAUAAAUUCAAAUCUUCUAAGAUAAAUAAAAUAUACUUAAUACCUCUGCAAAAAAAAAAAAACAAAAUUGCUUGUUAAUAACUAAUUUUAUAACGUUAGAUAUUAUCUAUAAGUUGCUACGGUCAUUUUAUGAAAUAUUAUAAAACCCUAAAUGAUUUUUUUGUCAUUCUUUAAAAUUUCUAAAAUUUGAAUACUUAGUGAUUAACAUAAAAAUAUAAAAUAUCGUGUUUUAAAUGUUCUUUAAAUGAGUUAAUUUUGCAUUUAUGAUAAACAUUUAUACUAAACAUAAAUCAAAUCUCGGUAGACGAGGAUCUACAAAAAUAAAAUACAGUAUUAAACAGUUUUUAUAAGCUUAUUGAAAAAUACAUUUUCAUCGUCAUAAAAUUUUGGAGAACUAGAAAAAACCUAAGCGGCGGAAUAUUUGAUCAAAAUAAACAAAAAAAAAAAACAAAAAACAAAUAAAAAAGAACGAACAAUUGAAAUAAAACUUGAAAUUUAAUUUCUUUAAGUAAACAUAGUUGCAUAAAAAACCUUGUGUUUAAAAGUAUAAUGUUUACAAAUAUAAAUUCUAUGAAUUCCGUGUUGCGAUAUUCAGGAAAUGAUUGACGAAACUGAAAUAAAUAAUGACACUGUAAUUGCUCCCACCACCGCGAUUCCGGAAAUUGUCGAUGAAAAACCAAAAACUUCGACAUUAAAAGUAAGGAUAAUAUUAUUAUGACGUACCUAUACGGUAAAAUGACACCAACUUAAACAUAAUUGCACGUCUGUAAUAUUAUACGAUGAUAUGUAUAUUCCUGUUAAAAGAUCGAAAACGAAGAUAAUAACGGUUACAUGUCCCCGCCCGAAAAGGCCGUUCAGGAUAGCUCCGUUAGAAGGAGAGGGUCUUCGAUAAAAGUACGUUUUGUAAAUACACGUGUGUUGGUACAGUCGCAGUAGUCUAUAGUUAUUAUUAUUUGUAUAUAUGUAUAUAGAAAACCAGUGAAUCCGUCACCGAGCCAACCGAACCAGUUAGUAAUAAUAAUGAGGUUAAACGACGACCGUCAGUCAGAGUAAGUAUAUUUUGUGUGUUGAACAUAGUAAGAUAAGGUUAUAAUCCCGGUAAAUUGAAUGUAUUUAAACGCACAGCAUAAAGGACGGACGGUACGGGACACGAUUUUGAUGUGGAGUAUUAUAAUUCGUUCCCCAAACAGUAUAAUGAAUUAGUAAUAAAUCGCGGGCACUUGGCUUUGGAUAAAAUCUACGAAUAAGUUUCUGUUAAAGGAGUUCAAAACAUAUUAAACAAGUUUUUAAUUUGAAAGAAUGUGCAAUUCUAAGAGAAAUGGUAUAGAUUUAACGGUUUCACUCACAGUAUUCACUGAAUUAUCAGGAAUUGAAAGAGACACGUGACGUCAUUCAGCCGGGUUCGCCGUAAUUGCUUAUUUUAUACGUGUAAGACUUAUUCGCUUCACACACUCAUUUACCGAACUUUACAGUAUAUUUUUGAAGUUUUGAAUUACGAAUGCAAUGUGGUUUUAUACACCGAAGAAGUUUGUGGAAACAGAAUUUUUCUAAUAUGUCCAGUUUUUUUUUUUUCUAAAUAUUUAAAAUAUAAAAAUAAUUUUCGUUACGUACACUUCUGUAACAGCAACAAUCACCUAUCGCAACACAAGCCGCACUGUUGUGACUACAAGUGUGAGUUUAAUGUUUAAUUAAAAUAUAUAUAGUAUUUUUUAAAUUCAAAAAAAAAAAGAACUAAACGCUAUACUAGAAUUCUGAUACUUCUAUCGUCUAACACAAAAAAUCACAUAUUUAUAUUCAAAUCAACCGUCAAACAUAAAACGUUUAGAUUGGUAAAUCAAUGUGUAAAGCAAGCAAUUUUUAAACGUGUAAAAUAGGAAAUUAUUAUGAUGACGUUACGCGGCUAUUCUAAGUAUCUUAAUAUUUACUUAAAUAUUUAUUUUUUUUACAUAUUGAAUUUUGACCAAAUCGAUUUUAAUAAUUUGAAGAAAUCACUAUUUUUAUGUUUUAUGCUUUUUUGAAAUCAUGUGUGCAUAAUAAUGCGUAGAUCUUUUUGACAAGGGAGGCAGCGAUCAAUAAACCUUACACAAAAUCAUAUUGACUAUAAGGUUUUUUUUGGGGGGGGGAAAGGGCUUACAUCCUCAUAAUUCUGAUUUUGCCUACUUAAUAUUCAAUUGAUUUGGGAGGGGGGCUUGGCUGGGUUUUGGGGGAGGGUAAACCUCCCAAGCUCUCCCUAUUCGAGCCAAUCAACAAAAUCAAGGGGACGUUAUAAGAAUGAAUGUUUAAAUAAAUUCAUACCUGACAUAUUUUUUAUAAAAAAAAUAUCUUGGCGGGAAAUCUCAGAGGGAUGGUAGCUGCCUUUCCUGUCCUUCAUAUGCGCACGCAUGUUCGUGCGUGUCAUGAAAAAAUAGACAGGUUCGCAACUUUUUGACACGCACAUUAUCGAAUGACCUCUCCACCACCCCUUCCGCUUAUAAGCUGGUACGUCUCUUAUCGUCGUUCAAAUACAUUCCAAUAGGCAUUGCAUGCAUGUCACAGACAGUGGUAGUGUAGUUUAACGGCCAAUGAGAUGAGGCGACCGUGAUUACGGCUGGAAAAGGCAGGAAAAGCACGAUUAAAAAUCGCCGACACGAGACCUGUCUAUUUUGUCAUGGCGUGGGUUUUUAAAAAGACAAAAAUUGCAUAAAAUAACAUAUACGUUGUCAAUUCAUGUAUACUUAAAAUAAAUAACUACCACGUUAUUAGUUCGACUUUAUUUUUAAAUGGGGAGGGGAGAGGGAGGAGCUGUAAUUUUCGAAAAAAAUAACGUUCGUUCACAAAACGUGAUGCAAACAAUAUAUUAUGUGUGUACGUUUAGAAAACCGUUGAAAAUAAAAUAGCGGACAAACAAGAAGAUAAACCGGAAGUUGUAGAACGUCGUCGUCCGUCUUCGGCCAAAGUAAGUGUGUGUUUUCGAACUUUGCGCGUGCCUCGGUGGCGCGCCGGUUUCGAUUUUGUAUAUAUUAUUAUACCUACUCGUAUAUAUGCAUUUUUUUAGUUUUUAUUUUUUCUAAAAGUGUGCUUUGUUUUUCUUUAUCGAAUAUAACACUGUAUAUAAUACCGUUUUGAAUAUUGUACAUAUGUAUAUAUUUAGACAAACGAUGAAAUCGUCGGCACUGUUCCUGCGGAAAACAAUAAUAUCGACGAAAUGCGACGACCGUCGAUUUCGAGUGUAAGUGUAACGCGUGAACAUAUGAUCAUAACAUUGAUAUAGACAAAUUAGUUUAUAGAAUCGAUUUCGAUUGCAUCCUGUACAUAAUAAUUCCCACCACGGCGUAGUUCGAAUGGUGUCGAAUGUCAAUUACCUUAAUGUUAAUACCCUGAUACUUUGAUUAUUUCAGUUGUUAAAUGUCUACCUAACCACCUUAUUCCUAAACACACCUAUAUAAUUACAAAAUGUUUUAUCUGUUUCUUCAUUAUGCCACUCGAAUCGUAUUUUAACUUACGCAUUUGUUUUUGAAUAUAGAAAAAAAUAGCACCGAGUAAAUCGCUUGCUGCUGGACAGCCGGACGAAAAGUUAACUUUGAAAAAACGACUCUCCGUAAAAGUAAUAAUACAAUAAUUAUUAUAUUAUAGUGCUUCGAAAAUUCGAUUAAUUUAUAAAAAUGAACGGUAAUUAAUUAUGUAUUAUUUUUAAUUUGUUUUUCUAGAAGAAAAAAGAAACUACCGAACAGGAACAACCGGAGAAAAAAAUGCGAACGUCAAUAACGAACGUAAGUUGUAGUGCACAUAUUUUUUUUUUCGGAAUCGUUUAUUUUUCAAUUAACAAGACGUUUCGUGUUUAAUUCUUUUACAGGGAACUAAAAUCGAUACUUCGCACGACUCGUUCGACGAGGCUACUAAAUCGAUCGAUGAACGAACACCGGUACAAAAAUACAAAUAAAAUAAUAAUAAUAAAACAGACGAGAGAUAAUCUUCACUUCGAUUGAACACGUUGAUCAAUGCGUUCUUGUUGUUUGUUUAGGAAACGAGUGUAGAUUAUUCCAUGAUGUCUGAAGACGAAAACUCCAUACAGGAACCCAGUAUAAAGUUGGACUCUUCUGACGAGCAAACUCCGUCGAACAGGGUAAGUAUCUGAUGAACAAUAAAAUCAUGAAAAUACCGUCGAAUUAUGUCUUUAUAGUAAUAAUUAGCCGCGAUUAUCACGACGUACAAAAUACUUGUGUAUUUAUAUUAUUAUAUACAUGCGAUAAAACUGUGUAUUUUUUUGUAACUCGGAGGCGUUUAACAUUCAGGUAAAUAUGCAUGAUUUUUUUUCGGCGAGAGACGGGCGUUUUUGCCCGUCUGGCCGCACGACCUUAUUAUUUGCGCAUGCCAUCAAAACCCCACCGCCCGAAUGCCAAUUAUUAUUACCGUACGAGUAAUCGUAUAUUAUUAUUAUAACAACCGUCACCGUAACCAUCACUAUGUUUUCCCCCAAAACGAGCACUUAUAUCGACCUGUAUAUUGCGGUCGGGCGCGGAUUUAGAAUGACGGGAAGUUGAACGGCGGGUGGUUGAAAAUAAUAUUGCCGGAUAAUAUUAUAGUUCCCGAUAUCGGACACGAUAGUGUAGAACGAACGAAACGAAAAUACUAUGUAAAUAUUUUCCCGUGGAAAACGAAAAUGAAAUUGUAGACAGUAUCUACGUAUAAACGUAAAACACGACGAGGUUCUUUUCGGAAUAUUUUAUAGGCUUUUUAACCUUUUUUUAUUUUAGAUACUAUUAUUUAUUUAUUUAUUUUUUUUUGAAAUGUUUUAACGAGAUAUCCACUUUUGGCUGUUUCGGGGACCUAGUGGCGAUCCGCGACCUUUGCACCUGGUAAGGUCUGCAGUAAUUUGAAAAUUACAACGGGAGUCGGGAAAGGACGUAGAUAUACACGGAGAGCCAAAAUUUCGUACCUACUGUCAAAAAUAGAACCCGAGGCGACGCUAAUUAGUAUUUGUUGAAUUUAGGCUUUAACAUUAACGGUGAAUUGUUUUAUGUGUUGUGAUAAAAUACAAGUAUAUUUUCAUCGUACUAUAAUACACAUAUCGUUUAGACGAGCCUCAUUAGCCUGCACCGGCAACGGCGAGUCGCCACUGAUGUCGGAACGUUUUCCGGUUUCAGGCCAUUGAAAAUCGUCGGUUAGACGUUAUAAAAAUAUUUCCUUGUUUGAGCGCCCUCUCCCCCUCCUCCCCGUUGAUAACGACAUCUAUAUAGAUCCGCGCCUGCCCGAUAUAAUAUUAUUAUUAGGUCGGUUUAAACGCAUUAGAUUGUUGCAUUCGAUUAUUAUUGUAGCCCGUGCCGGAAAUCAAGGCGCCGGACAUGCCGAAGAUUGAAGUGAUCCGGGAAUCGACGCCCACCGACCGCGACAGCAGGAAGAGCUCGUUGGGACCGGCUUCGGGCCAGUCGAGCCGCCGGGGCUCGUUGAUACCGCCGCCGGAAGACGCCAAAGGCCGGCGACCUAGUCUGAUAAUUAGCGACGAGGUAAAUUUUCUCACAGUAAAUCCAACCGUCGAACGGCGCUCCGCGUGAUACCGAAAAUAUCGCACAGAGAGCCGUCUUUAUGUUGUAUUAUAUACAUACAGGGUGUAUGUGUAGGAUUUGGCGAUUUCCUAUGCAUUCGCGCAGGAAAUCGCGAACUCUUUCAGACGCACGCUGUAUAUAUAUAUAUAUAUUUUGUAAUUAUUAUACAUAUAUUAUAUAGAUAAAAAAAUAGUCUCUUUCGUUCGUUCUAUUAUAUUCGUUUUUUUGAUCUAUCCUUUUUUUUUUUUUUUUUAAAUCGUAUAAAUAUAUCUUUCCUUCUAUAUAUUAUAAUAUCAUAUGUAUACAUAUAUACACAAAUAUGUUAACACAGGGUGUUUCGCUUAACACGUGAUGUCCGGAGAAUCCAUACGAAUGGAUACGAAUGGAAUCCGUUUAUAUUCGUGUUGGACCGGAAUCAAAAACGAUAAUAAUGUUUUGUGAAUUGACCGUUUUAAAUUAGAACCCUCUCCGUCGGAUAAUUUACUCGCUUUUAUCAAUCUUACGGGUUUUCGAACCGAUUGAUUUACGGGCUCAACAGAAUUUCCAAAAAGAAAAAAAAAACAUUUAGAAAAUCGAUGAACACCUAAUUCACUUCUUUUUCGAAAACGGAAACAGAACGGACAAAAUGUCGACUAUAAUAACGGUUUCAAUCGGAUGUUUUCCACUUGUCGUUUUGGACUAUAAUCGUCUGACGAUUAUUGUCAGUUUGAUUAUAUUGUCGAAAACAAUUAAAAACAAAAAAAAAAACCAUUGAAUUUCUUAUAGAAUAUUGUGAUCACAUAAGCGAAACACGGUGUAUAUUUAUAUUUUUGUGUAGUUAUAUUUAUACAUAUAUAUUAUUUUUGUAUUUUUUUCUUAUGCAUUCUUAACGGCGCUCGGUAUGCGAAGAGCGCCAAAUUAGUAAGCAUGAAGACAAUUAUAGUUAUUAUCGGCUGCUUUUAUACUUUUUUUUUUUUUUUUUAAAUAGAUUUUUUACCAUAACAAUUUUUUUUUUUAGUGUUGAACAUUGUAGAUGAAAAGUAGAUAAAAUAUAGAAUAGAAACAGUAAAAAUAAUUAUCAUAACCACAUAUAUUAUACAUACAUGUACAGCGGGUUUUUAAGCCUUUUUAUUUUUAAUUAAGCCUAAAACGUAUUCACUUCGAAUAUUAUUAGUUUUGCAAUAGAUCCUGUGUUUAUAUAAUCCUAUAUACAUCCAGCUGCUAAUCAGACGCGUAAUAUAUUGUGUUUCGCUCGAGAAACCGACUUCGCGUAUUAUUUUAAUAUAGGUCUCGUAAUCAUAUAAAAUGGAGUUCCUACCUAUAUUAUAGGGAUUGCAUUAAUGCGUCAGAUUUUCAAAAAAAAAAAAAAAUUUUUAAUUGUCUAUAUAUUUUAGGAAAAUAGAAAAUUACGGCCCGGAGAGGUCCUGGAAGAAAAAAAGGUGAGGGUGUUAAAAAUCCAAUGUGAACAGCGUCUCUUUGGUGGAAUUAAUUAAUAAACUGAAAAACACAAAAUAACAAUGGUUUUUUUUUACCCUCGUCGCGGCUGUUGUGACUUUCAAAGUGGACGUAUACCUACUUUGGCGAUGACGAAAUCAAAUAAUAAUAAUAAUAAUAAUAAUAUCAAUAAUCGUCCAUAACCAAAAAUACUGCAGCGCAUUUCCUUGUUCAUUAAACGUUUAUAUCGCAAAUGGCAUACGAUAAUAAUUUAUCCGUCAGUUUCGCAAAACCGAUUCGUCAUUGCCUAUGCACCUAUCUUUAUAUCUGUCGAAAUUUCUAAAAGUCUCUGUGUUUCUGUCUUUGUGUCGUCACCCUCGGUUACUUCUGGUUAACCGCAACUUGUUUAACGUGCUUUCAAUUAAAUUAUGUUUAUGCAGGUUGGAAAAUUGCGGCCUGGUCAGGUUAUUGAUGCAAAGGUGAGGUUUCAUUCAUAGUGUUUCCUCGUCACAAUAGUCACCGUAUCCGAUACGAUUGCGUUGUUUUUUUUUUUUUGUUUCUUGUGUACCCUAUAUUUUGUGAUGUCGAGUUUUUUUUUUAUUGUUUUUGUUGAUCGUCUCUUUUUUUUUACACGUGUUGGUCCUGUGAUCGUUUAUUCGUUUGAAAAUUGGACCGCGAGAAACAAAAUGUUGUGACAUUUACAUCACUAACGCAACCUAACAUAAUAUCUAUAAUAAUAUUAUAUUAAUAUUAUUCUAAUUUUAUUACAGGAGUAAUAUUUGUAUUUUUACUUUUAUUAUAUUUAUUACAAUAUUUUGUUUUUUUAGAAUAUCACAUAUUUACAUUGUACGGUCUUGUGAAUAUUAUAGUAUUUAUAAUAUAUUUUAAGAUUAAGACAAUUUACUUGGAAUAUGUUUAACUUUUAAUUUAUCUACGAAUAUAACUGUAAUAUUAUUUUUAAAUAUUAAGUUAAUCGACGUGCGUGUUUAUCUGCGAAGAAGAAUAUUACUAUUAUUGGCACGGGACAUAUGUAAAAUAGUUUAGAUUUAGUUUACCCUUUUACUUUAUUAGUUCACCCUUACUCAUCAAUGCUGCUUCAGUUUUCAACAAUUUUGAUGUUAGUCAAUCAUUGAAGUAAUUAUUCGGUUUCUGUUAUUUUUUGAUGUAAAAAAAUUAAAAAAAAAAGAAAAAUUGUGAAAAUUACGAACCUGCGUGAUAAUAUCGUAUUCUUGGAACAAAGCGAUUUUAAUUUCAAAUAUUUAUCAGCAUGUCAAUUUUUAAGUUUCAUACAUACAACUCGCACUUUAUUUUUUUGUAAUUUUUAUAUAAGCGCUUAAAAAUUAUCCACAACACUAUAAUACGAUAUCUUCUAUUUUCGAGAAUCUACAAUUAUGGCAGUUUUUAGUUUUAAAUUCGAAUGGCCAUAUUUUGAUUUAUAACAGUGUUCAGUUAUACAUAAAAUAUAUUAGCUACAAACAGAGAUAUUCAAAACAGCCACAAAUUUAAAUAUACGGUUUCAAAUUUCGUCUUAGUUAACACCAGUACAAAAAAAAAAAAAAAAAAAAAAAAAUAACUGACUGCAUUAAUUGCAAUUAUAUCAAUUUUUGAUUUUCAGAAUAUUAUUAAAAUACGAUUUACGUAUUACAAAGCAAAACAUCAAUACUUAAAAACGUGAUAGCAUUGCUAUCAUUAGAGAAAAAAAAAAAAAUCAAAUAUUCAAUGGAUUGACCCAACAUUGACGCCGAAAAUAAUAAUACUAUUACGUUCGGUGGUCUACUAUUUUGUCGACAAUAUUUUUGAGAUUCUACUUACACCAAUACGUCAAAAAUGUCAAGUUUUGAGUUGUGGUAGUCUUGUUCUAAGGGUGUAAUGUAUUAUUGGUAGAAAUUCAUUUUAUUCUUCUCAUUUCGAACAGUUUGGAUAAAAUUCAAUAAAGGACUUUAUAUCAAUAAUGGAUUCACAGUGAUGUGCAAACGAACAAGCGUCACAAACAAACGUCUAAAAACGUUUACGAUACUUUGUUGUCUUCGAUUUGCUUGUAUUUUUUUUUUCGGGAAUUGUGUAAAAUAUUUUAUACUAUCAAAAAUCGCUGGCAAUUCAUUUGUAAAAUUAUUUUACGAUGUUUUCUACAAUGUUGUCAUAUUAACAACGCAAAUCCGAAUUUUAUGUAUUAGAACAAUUCCUACAAAUUUAAAAUGUUCCGAGGAUUGAACAAACGAUUCGGUAAUUAGGUGAGGUUUGAUAUCCUUGUAACUAGGUGUAUGCCUAUAUAAUAUUAUCAUCUGCGAUUUACCUACAGAGAAUAUUAGAUUAUUUAAACAAAAAUAUUAUAUGUAAAUAAAUACUAAUAUUAAUACGUAGUUAAGUAGUUAUUUGUGUUAUUAAAUUAUGGUUUUUCUUUUUGCAACGAAUAUACAUUGUAUUACCUACCUAUUAGCAUUUAGUAUUUAGUUUAGUUCACUCGGGUUUUCUUAGUGUAAAUAUUCAUAUUUCACGACGAAAUAUAGAAAACACGCUUUUUAACGAUUUUAAUUAUAUAUAUUUUAGAUAUGUAAAUAGUUUAUAAUUGGCUUUUCAAAUAACUCGAAAAUCCAAAUUUUAACUCGGUUAAAAUAUUAAUAACAAUAAUAUAAUGUAUGAUUAAAUAAACAAAUUGCAUGAUAGUUCAUGUAUAUAUAUUCAUAGCAAGACGAAUAUUUAAUAACUGCAUUGUUUUUUGUAGUUUUAUAUUUUUCUUGCAUCAAUUUUUUUUAUUUUUUGUAACAUACAGAACCCCUGUAUAUAUAUAUACCCUUUAGAUUUAAGGAUGUUUUGACUACCUUUUUUUUUUAUUUUUUCGUUUUUAAAAUUAGUUUUAAGAAUUAAUUUUCGUUAAAUUGCUUGGACUCAAUUAGUUAAUAAAUAUUUAAUAUUAACAUCAUUCAAUCGCAUUGAAUUGAGUAGUUAAAAAUUGUACAUAUUAGUAUUACGUAUAUUUUAUAUUAGUUUUUUUUUUUUUUUUUAUUAAGUCAGUGUAGUUAUUAUUUUAUCAGCUUGAUGUUAGUCAUUGAAGACGCCUUGAAACUAUAUCGAGAAAAUGGAUGUAGUGGGAGUGAAAUGUGAUAAUUGUUGAGAGAAAAAAAUAACUGACAUCAGUAUAUUUAUUAUUCUAAAAUUUGUAUCUGGACUUUGCAGCGUCGACGACCAAGUACAGAAAUGAGGAGGCCUAGCAUCGCUGAACUCGAAGAAAAAAUCGAUAAACCUUCCACGCCACUCAAGGAUAUGGGGACACCGGGCCCUCCGAGUAUUGUAGACGUUGCUGAAAGUUACUCAGCUAUUGAAGAUCAAACGGGAUACAUGACCAUACAAGUAGAGGGCACGCCAGCACCUACAUUUAAAUUUUUCAAAGUAAUUACUUUUAACUAUAUCGCCACAAGUAUCUGAAUGAAAACAGUAAUAUUAGAUUUUAAUUACUGUAGGAAAACCCUCUAUAGUAUUGUUAGAUUUUAGUUAAGUACCUAGAUAUAAUAUUACGUUUGCAAUUAAUUGUCAACUUAGGGAAUUACUGAGCUCAUAGAAGGAGGACGAUUCAAAUUCCUUACCGACGGAGAAACAAACACCAUUACGUUGUGUAUGCGUAAAGUUAAACCGAACGAUGAAGGGAAAUACCAAGUAACCAUAAGCAACAUACACGGGUCGGAUACCGCAGAAAUGCAACUUUAUGUAUCAGGUAAUUUUUAAUCAAUUUUCUUAUUUUUAUCAACGUUUAUGAAUUUGAUUUGAUUUUAAUUGUAGAUUCUAGUGGCAUGGAUUUCCGAGCCAUGUUGAAAAAAAGGAAGUACGCUAAAUGGGGCAAAGAUAAGGACGAUCCCGAAUGGGGUGAUUUGAAAGAAACAGAAAAACCUGUACCGGCGCUGAAGAAAGUUGAAAGGGUAAAACCGUAUUCACAAUAAUAUCCAACAAUUUUAAUGCGAGUAUGACACAAUUGUUUUAAAUGUAAAUAGAAACCAGAAUCGUUUUUGAAACCGUUGGUGGAUCAAUACGCCAAAGAAGGAAAAGAUAAAAAAGUCAUGUUUGAAGCUGUAUUUUCAAAACCUAACUCCAAACCAAAAUGGUUCCUCCGAAAAGAUGUACGUAAUAUAAUUAAUAUUAUAUUUAAAAUAUAUUUACGAAUAUAAUAUGUAAAAUUAUUGUUGAAAAACGGACAUGGAAAAGCAGCGUUUAUAUUUUGAAUUGUUCUCAGCCAACAUAUAAAAUGUAGAUACUAUAGUGAUGUCGAUUUUCCGAAUUACGGAUAAACCAAAUUUUCAUAUCCAUUAAUCCGAAAUCCGAAUUAUUGGGAUAAUUCGAAUAAUUUUAUUUUAAAAUAAAUACGUUAUUCAAUAAAAAAACAGACAUGUUAACACACUACACUUUGGGUAUAAUAGUAAUAGUCAGUUACACGUAGAUGUAUCAUAUUAUACGAAAUAAAUUGAAGAAGUCGGAUGGUUAAAGAUAUUAUUCGAAUUUUUCGGAUUAUCCGAAUAAACUUUAUUUCAAUAUCCGGUUUCGGAUACCUGAAUUAUCCAGAUUAGGUUUAGGCGCUAGAUACAUAACAAAAUUAUUAAUUAUUUUUUUAACGGAUAAUUAAAAAAAAAUAGAAAUUUUCUUAUUUUAUAAUAUUAAUAACGUGAAUAUUUGGAAGUGAUGUAUUGUGUACGUUUGUCAGACGUAUAAUACGAUGUAAAGGAUGAUUUAGAGGUUAAGUAGUUGGAGGAAAAAUAGGAAGAACCAGACAAACAAGAGAUUGCAUCGAACAAUGAGAAACCAAGAUAUUUAUCUGGAAAAGUGACAUGGUGGUGUCCAAGUCACCAUCCUUUAGUUCCCAAAAAUUUUGUCACGGAGUGUGCACUAGUUUUUAAACUUUUUUAGUAUUAGUAUUAUUUUUUAUUUAACUAAAUAGCUGGUAAUGUAAUAUGAAAGGUUUUGGUCUGGAUAUAUCCGUUCAUCCUUCUACCGUUCCUGUUUGAUGGCACCUAGGUCUCGAAAAACAUCAGACCUCUAUCACCAAUAGAUGAUAAAAUAUUAUAGGCCUUUAAGAGCUAAAGCCCAGUUAUAGACCCGUUUAAAUAAUAUACAUUGUUUAUUAUUUUUUUGUAAAUUUGUAUUUGUUAAUAAAAUUACAUUCAUUAACCAUGUAUUACUAUAUUAUGUAUCGCCUAAAUAUUGUUGCGUAUUUAAAGUAUAAUAUAACAUAUUUAUCUGUCUGAUAAACACUUUUAUAUAUUUAAGGAAUUAUUUACCGGAUCCAAGUACAAGUUUAAAAAUGAAGGAGACGUGUAUAAUUUGAUAAUUAUGGCACCGAAAGUAGAAGAUACUGGAAAAUAUACUAUUGAAAUAGGCGGUGUUACCUCGACCGCGUACCUUAACGUAGAAGGUAAAAAUAUUUUACUCGCAUUGUUAUCAAACAUAUAAUUAAACACAGUUAAGAUAGUUAACAUAAUUAUCAAAUGAUUAUCAUAAUAAUACGAUAAAUAAAUAUCAUCAAUGUAUUAAAAUAUCAUAUCAAUGGUUCCAUCAUUAUAAUGACUUUUAUUCAAUUAUUUUACAAAUUGCAACCUAACCUAACAUUACAAAUUCAUUUAAAAUAACUACCAAAUUAAAAAUUAUUAAUAAAAUAUUAUGAAUUUUGUUAUAGAGCCUGCACCAGUUUAUACGUUUUUGCGGCCGCUCGAAACCACUACGGAUGGUUUUACAAAACACGAAACCAGUAUGGAAUGUACAGUUAGCAGUAGUAUGGCCAUUAUUGGUUGGUAUAAAGAAAAGACCAAAUUGUCGGACGGUGAUAAGUAUAGUAUGUCUAAAGACAUGAGUGGAAUUUGUCGACUGACAAUUAAAAAUUGUGAGCUAAACGAUAGUGGUAAAUACUAUUGUCGCAUAGAAAAACAGGACGAAAAAACAUCGUCAACACUUAAAAUAGUUGGUAUGUCAAACAUAUUAUUAACUGUCAAUCAAAUAUUUUGUCAACUAUUAUAUUAUAUGUAUUUCAUAUAGAAUAUCCGUACAAGUUUGUGAAAGUGCUCAAACAUCAAACAAUGAUCGAAAAAGAUACGGUGACAUUGCUAUGCGAGUUGGACGAUGCAGCAGGUGAUGUAAAAUGGUCUAAAAAUGGCCAGGAGCUUAAAGCUGACAAGAGGUAAACAAUAUUUAAUUUUUUAUUUAAGUAGUAUCAUCUCAUUAUCGAAUGUUUGUAUGUUAUGUUAGAAUUCGCAUAGUAAAAGAAGGUAGAAAAAGGAAACUGAUAAUUAAUGAUGCGAAGGUUACCGAUGGCGGUCUUUUCGCGUGUACAACAAAUGCUGACAAAACUGAAGCAGAGCUCAUUAUUAAAUGUGAGUAAAUUUUUAUGAAAAAUAUAUAUUUAAACGUGUGAAUUAUAACUUUAUCAAUCUAUAUUGAUUUGUCAAUCAAUUGUGUAAUCAAUAUUAUAUGGACUUAGAUCAAAACAAAUUCAACAAAAAACUGAAGGACACUACUGGGAUAGAAAGGGAAAAGGUCGUGUUGGAAGUUGAACUCCAAGAUCAAACGGCUCCUGCCGAAUGGUUCUUUGAUGAUAAACCAAUCACAACCUCCGAGAGGUAUAUUCAAAAUUAGUUUUUCAUCGAUAAUACCUACUCAAUUUAAUAAUAUUUUUUUCAUAGAAUCGAAAUAAAAAAUUUGGGUGGUGGCAAACACCAAUUAAUAUUCAAUAAACUAGAAUUGAAAGACGCCGGCGCAAUUAUGUGCAAAUCGAAUGAGCUCACCUCACUUUGCAUAUUGGAAGUAAAGAAAGGAGAAGAAAAGCCAAUAAUUACGUUUGACGAAAAUGUUGAAGCUCCUGUGUCACGGCCAAUUAGUUUCGAAGUUCCUUAUAAAGGUAUCGUCAUAAUAUAUCAUAUAGAGAGUAAUCAAUCAUCCAUAAGGAAAUCAUUAUCUCGGAACGUAACCUAUAACCUUUUUUAUACAUUUUUUAAAACUAUUUAAGAAAAAAAAAACGUCACUAAAAUUUUACAUUUUAGCAAUCAUUUUAUAACCUUUAUUUUUUGGGAUAAAAAUCACUUAUCUAUCUACUUAUGAUUUUCGAACGCCGUGCGCCCCACCGUUAUAAAAAUGAUACUUAAUUACUUUUCCUCUAAUCAAACUAAAAAAUUAAAUAUUUUUUAAUGGGUUAAUGUAAAUUAUAUAUUUUAACAUCCACAUUUAUUUAAAUUUAAACUUCAUUUAUUCAUGGAAUUUUGAAUAUAGGCUGCUAUUGAAAAAACAUAAGGAGGUAGUGAUUUCACUCUAAAAAUAAAGGCGACGAAAAACAACGGUAAUGUAACAUUUUAAAACUCCUUGUUUCAUAAAUUGUUAAAAAAAGAAUUUCGAAACAAUUAAACUUUUCGAGAUAAUGAGUGUCUUAUCGUGGAUUAAUCUCCCAGUAUGUAUAUACUAUUCAGUAUUAGAUCUUAAUUGAAUUAAUUUUUAGUAAACGGAACGCGACAAUCGGCUAUUGAUGCAAAACUUUUGAAAGACGGAAAGCCAUUGACUGCAAAGGAUGUAGAAGUCAUUGUUCACGACGACAAAGUUAUAUUCAAUAUCAAAAAACCUGCACAUUCUCUUUCGGGCAAAUAUCAAAUACAAUUGAAAAAUAACCAAGGAGAAGACGUAAAAGACGUUAAUAUUAAUAUGCAAGGUAAGUGUUAUGACUAAAACCGACAUAAAUAUUCUACCAUAACCAUAACCAUACCUAUCAUUAAUCAUAACAAUAAUGUGCGUCUUUAAUUUGUUUUAUGGAAUUACAGAUGUGCCGUCACCACCGAAUAAUCUGGAAGUAUCCGAUAUCUUUAAAACUAGCUGUAAACUCAAAUGGGAACAGCCGGAAGACAACGGAGGAUCUCCUUUAAUUCAUUACAUAAUUGAACGACAAGAUUUAACCGUGAAAGGUAUAAAAAUAAUUUAAUUAGGUAAAAAUGUUAUGCAGGAUUUGUAUUUAACUCAUUGUUCUUCAUAUUCAGGUGGAUGGCAGAAUAUCGGAGAAGUAAAAGCCAACUCUCCCUUAGUUUACGACGUCACCGAUUUAACUACUAAAAAAGAGUAUAAAUUCCGCGUGAAAGCAGUAUCGAAAAUUGGACCCUCCGAACCCACUCCUCUAACCAAAACUGUUUUGGCAAAGGAUCCUUGGGGUAAAACUCAUACAAACUAAAUGUAAAAUUCGGUUUGUAUAUAUAUUUUUUUGUACUAUAGAUGAACCUAGUAAACCGAAUGACGUAGAAGUCGUGGACUGGGAUAAAGACCAUGCAGAUUUAAAGUGGACAAAACCAACAAACGACGGAGGAGCGCCGAUUACCGGAUACGUCAUUGAGUAUAAGGUAAUAUUUAUAAACAAAAUUAUUAACAUAGUAUACAUAAUAUACAAAUCACAUAUGUUAAUUUCUUAAAAACAUUUAACCCUAUAGGAAAAGUUUGGUAAAGACUGGGUAAAAGGAAAAGUGUUUGAAGGAGAUAUAAAUUCGGCGACAAUUGACGGUUUAAAAGAAGGAGUUCAAUAUGAAUUCAGAGUACGUGCAAUUAAUAAAGCUGGUCCGGGUGAACCUAGUGAUGCAACAAAACCAAUUAUUGCUAAAUCAAGAUUUGGUAAUUAUUUCGACAGUACAAAAUGUUGAUUAUAUAUUUAUAAUAUUGCAUAUUUGUUUUAUAUUUGUAGUUAAGCCAUGGAUUAUUGGAGACGAUUUGAAAAAUAUAAUCGUUAAAAAAGGACAAGUGAUUAAGUAUGAUAUAAAAUACGGUGGUGAACCCGAACCUGAAGUUAUUUGGCAAAUAAACGAAACUCAAAUACAACCGGAUGGCGAUAGGUAAAAUAUCAAACUUAUUUUUUCUAUCUUUUGGAAACAGUAUUUUCUUUUGAAUAUUAACCAUGUAUAAUAAUAAUACUUGGUAAUAUUUUUAGAAUUACUAUUGAUAAAUAUGAACGUAAUUCAUUGUUAACAAUUCGACGAGCCGUGAGGAUUGAUAGUGGAAAAUACACUUUAAUAUUAAAAAAUAGUUCGGGAACAUUUGAAAAAACCGCUGAGGUUAUCGUUUUAGGUAUUUUUUUGUAUUGAUCAUGAAUUCGAACUGAAAUAAACUAACUGAGUUUUAUUUUUCAUAGACAAACCAUUGAACCCUACGGGACCGCUGAAAGCCGAAGAAGUGAGAUCAGAUCACAUAACGGUAUCUUGGAAAAAACCAAAAGACAAUGGUGGCUCAGAGAUAACUGGCUAUAUUCUAGAGAAAAUGGACAUGGACACUGGUCGUUGGGUGACAGCUGGCGAGGUAAAAUACAUAUAAAACAACUAAUAUUAUAUUAUUGUGCAUCAUAACUAACAAAAUUAUGUACUUAGACUGGCCCCGGAAAAGAAACGUUCACGUUGAAUAAUUUAACUCCGAAAAAGAAAUAUAAGAUUCGUGUUAAGGCAGUAAAUAAAGAAGGAGAAUCAGAACCACUUGAAACAACUGAAGAAAUAUUAGCCAAAAACCCAUACGGUAAAAAUUUAAAUGUUACUGCAAUAUACAAACUCAAUAAUAAGGCUUUAUAUUAAAAUAUAUUUUUUUUUAUAAUUCAGACGAACCUGGUGAACCAGGAAAACCAGAUAUCAUAGAUUAUGAUAAUAAAAGUGUUACUUUGAAAUGGAAAAAACCAGAAUCCGACGGCGGAAGGCCGAUUACACACUAUUUAGUAGAAAUGAAGGAUAAAUUUUCGUUGGAAUGGACUGAAGUGACGAAGACGCUCGAUAAUAGUCCCGAAGUAAAAGUUGAAGGUUUAAAAGAAAAAAUGGUUUACCAGUUCCGAGUAAAAGCUGUAAACAAAGCUGGACCGGGAGUCCCAAGUAAACCGACAGACGCUCACACUUGCAAACACAGAAAUUGUAAAUAUCUUAUAUUUGUAUACCUAAUCUUGUUGUGGUUAAUGUUGUUAAAUUUAUGCUUUUAUACAAAAGCCGAUUUUGUACUGUCAGUCUUAAUACUAGAGUGUAUUAUCAAACUUAGAGGUGAGAACAUUGUUUAUUUUUAAACGUUAGUUUUUUUUGUUAAUAUUUUAAAUUUUCUAAUGAGUUACGAAUAUGUGAAAUAAUACAAUUUAAAAAUCAACAAAUCUGGCUUAAAAAUCGAAAUAUCGAGAAAGAAACCGGCAGACAAACAUAAACAAUGGUCUUACCUUUAAGUUUAAUUAUGGUCUAAAUACAAUCUAACAUUAAAACGAACAAGCUAAAAUCGGUUAAAAUAUAAAUAAUGGUAUUAAGCGAAUUUUAAAACAUCAAUCGUAACAAACUAUAUCAAUAUAUAUAAAAUUAGAAUAUGCAAAUUAACAUACUUCUCAUCAAUUUAGUGAAACCAAGAAUCGACAAAGAAGGCAUGAAAAACAUAAUGGUCAAAGCGGGUAGAAAUCAAAAGUGGAUAGUAGACGUGUCUGGAGAACCAGCACCGACGCUCAAAUGGAUAUUUAAAAAUGAAACGUUGGUAAAUAACGAUAGAGUGAAAAUCGAAAACAUCGAUUAUCAGACCACAUUGACAAUAACCAGCGCAAUUCGUAAAGAUACUGGCAUAUACACGCUUGUAGCAGAAAACACAUCUGGUAAAGACGAAGCAACUCUCGAGUUCACGGUUUUGGGAAAACCAGAUUCCCCAAAAGGACCAUUGGAAGUGACUGAUAUCACAAAGAAAAGCUGUAAAAUAAAAUGGAAGAAACCGGAAGAUGACGGUGGCUCUCCAAUUACAGAGUAUGAAGUAGAAAAAAUGGACAUGGCCACUGGAAAAUGGGUUAGGGUUUGUAAGGUGCCGGCCAAAGAUAACGGUAAAGAUCCCGAAGUGGAAAUAUCUAAUUUGGAACCGGGUGGUGAAUACAAAUUCAGAGUGACGGCGGUAAACAAAGAAGGAGAUUCUGAACCUCUUACAACGACUAAAUCCAUUAUUGCCAAAAAUCCAUUUGGUAAAUACAAUAUAAAAAAAUAUAAUAUAGUAGACAAAUAUUUAAAAUUUUUUUUUAAAUCUUUUUUUAGACGAACCAUCCAAGCCUAAAACACCAGAAAUCAUUGAUUACGACAAUCAAAGUGUAACUUUGAAAUGGGUAGCUCCAGAAAAAGACGGUGGUGCUCCUAUUGAAAAAUAUAUCAUCGAGAAAAAGGACAGGUACAUAAUAAACUAAUGACGUACAUAUUCUAACUGAAUUACAACAAUCAUAAUUGGAUUGGUACUAAAUGUUCUCAUAAAUGAAAAGUGUGUCGUUAAUUUAAACAUAUAAAUCUCUAAAAAUAUAUAAUUUUUAAUUCUAUUUAGACUUUUUAAAUUCGUGGUUUUAGACAUAUUAUUAUAUUAUUUAAGUUUUUAAAUGAUCGAUAAUAAUUGUCGAAAAUAUUACAAGGUUUAAUUUCGCAUUAACUGAAUUUUUCUGAUUUAAUCCGAGUUGUAUACAUUUCUAAUGAAUGGAUACAAAUUGUAAACGAGCCCUUGAUCUUUACAAAUAAUUUCUUGUUCUCAUCUUUCAUUUUCAUACCAACUGCUUAGAGUCGGCCACCUUCAUUUAAAAUUCGACUCGAUUUUCACAUCGUUCUUGCGUACACCUGCUGUCCUAAUAUUAUUCUAAAUCGCACCCAACAACCUGUUUUUUGGUUUUCUUCUCUCCUACUUGUCCUCAUCCAAGAAUAAAAUAUAAUAAAAAAUAACCGACUUCUACUAAAAAUAAUGCUAAUUUUUUAAUAUUUACUUUCAUACAUUAUACAUUAUUUAUAUAACUGAUUCGAGUUAUCGUGGUUUUACAGCGUUCUACUACAUUGAAUAUAAUUUAUAGGAGAAAAAAACUAAAUUUGUUUGUCUUUAUAGAUUUAGCCAAGAAUGGGAGUAUGCUUUAGAAGUUCCGGCUACUGAAUUGAAAGCUAAAGUGCCAGAACUAAAAGAAAAGUCAGAACUUCAGUUCCGUAUUUCGGCAGUCAACAAAGCGGGAGCUUCGCCCGCAUCGGAACCUACGAAAAUUCAUAUUGUUAAACACAAAUCAUGUAAGUUAAAUGGUUUGAUUUUAAUAAACGAAACCGCUAAAUUCGUAUGUUGAUUUUAGUGAAACCUAGAAUUGAUCGCACCAACUUGAAAAGUAUUGUUGUAAGAGGAGGAAAAACAGUAAAAUACGAUGUCAAUAUUAAAGGCGAACCUGCACCGACUGUCAAGUGGCAGCUCGUUAACAAAGAGGUAUACAUUAUUUUAUUUUAUUCAGAAUAUUAUAUAUUUUACAAAUUUACUAUUAUCAAAUGACAAAUGAUUCAUUUGUUUCGAAAAUUCUACAUGAAAAUUUAAUUAUGCACAAUAAAAUAUGCGGUUUUUAUGAAAUGAAAAACAAUAUGUUUCACGUUUUUACAUCUUGUGAUUUGUGAUUAAUCACUAAUUGCGCAUAUUUAAAAAUUAUAUGUAUCUGUAUUUUAUAAAUUACUUACUUGAAAUAAAAAUACUUCAAACAGGUAAAAUAAGUAGGUAAAUAUAAUUUAAUUUUGUUAUAAUAUUGCACAUAAAAUAUUUCGGUGCAAUUACAUUUUAUAUAACGGUUCCUCUUAAACCAUGAACAUAUUAUUUUUCAUAUGUGUUAAUACACAUAUUAUAUACAUAUAUAUAUCAUAGAAAACAAUGAUAGUAAAUUAUUUAUAUAAACAUGUUUUUGAGAAUUGUAUUUUUAAUACAAAUUCAUUUUGAGGGAAAGUUGAACCUGUGGGGAAUUUACAAAAUGUUAUCCUUUAGUGUAAAUCAGUCCACGCGACGAAAUUUCUAAGUACGUGAAAUAAGUGUCCCGAAAUAUUUUUUUUUUUUGUUUGGGAAAGACGAGUAACAAAAAUAGCCUACCCGUCCUUUACCCAACAACGCCUUUCAAAUAUUUAAGUUCUAAAACCACCGACCUCCAUACAAAAGGUGGACGGAAUCUACACGUAGUAAGUGUUUGUAAGUGUGUCCCUUUACGUAAAAUUUUUUUUAUUAUGCAAAUAUUUUGAAACAAACAAUCGUUUAUCGAACCACCAGAAAGGUAUUGUAGUAACUCGAAAAAUGCGAUUUUAAGUUACACCCUUUUUCCAUGGUAAAAAUAUAGUUCUUUACGAUGCAAUAUCGUAGUUUUAGAAAAUAUGGUAAAGUAUUAAGAAAAUUAUAAUUGGUUACUGUGAAUGUUAAAGUAAAUUAUUUCGUAAAAACGCCUAAUUAUUUUACAGUUAAUUUGAAUAGUUUGCGUACUAGUGUUUUAAUUAAAAAAAAGUAAGGAAGUUCGUACAUUAGAUAAUUAAAUUUUGAAAAAAAAUAAUAGGUUGCUUUUAAUGCAGUAUUGUAGGAUCUUAAAAUAAUUCAAUAUUGUAAUACAAUUAAUUUAAAUUGUUAUAGUGUGUUAAUACUAGGAUAUUGAGUACCACGGAGGCUUUGAUGAGAAUAUGAAACAUAGGACUGAGUAUGGUUUGAUAAAGUGUAGAAAAGCUUACGGUUUUUUAUGUGAUAGGAGAAUUCCAAUGAGAAUUAAGGUAAAGAGCUACAAAAGUAUAGUGAGACUAUGCGGUAUGGUUCGGAGUGUUGGGCGGUAAACAGAAAAAUAAAACAGAGCAAGAGUGUAGCAUAAAUUAGAAUGCUUUGGUGGAUAAGUGGAAUGUCAAGAAAAGAUAGGAUAAGAAAUGAGUGUAUAAGAGGUAGCGUAAGCGCGGCUUUGAUUUUAGAUAAAAUGAGAAAAAAUAGGCUGUGAUGGUCAGAAAAAAAAAGAAAUCAGAAGCAUUAAGAAUUGUAAUUAAAAUAAAUUGCAGGAAGCAAGAGAAAGGAAGAAGAUAGAAAAAAGGGAUUGAAUGAUUUGAAUGUGAUUGAGAAUGAUAUGUCAAUCAGUGUAUGCCAGGUGGGAUGUCGGGUCAAAAGGAAGUUUUGAAUGAGGGUGAUCGACCCCAAGUAGUUGUAAUGAAAGCGAAGAAGAAGAAAAUAUUAUAAUGCGUUUAGUCCACUAAACAAAUUUACUAAUUAAAAAAGGGAUUUUUUUUCAUUUUAUAGUUUAGAUAUACAAUUUUAUUUAUAAACUACUAAAUCCAAAACUGUAUGAUAAAAAAUAGAAUAGUAUUUGUUUCACAGACACCUGAGUAAAAACUUAAAUCUUUUUUUUUCAAAAUAUGGUUUUUCGAGUUACACAACCAUUCUGAUAGACCAAUAGGAUCUUAUUCUUUAUUAUAGUUGUUGAAAAUUUUUUUUUGUCUUUCCGAUCAUUUUAGAUCGAGGCAUGUCCUUUAACAUAAGACUAUACAAUUGAAAAUUUUACUUUAUUCAAUUAGGCAAAUUUUUAAGUAGAUACCACUGUUGAUUUUUAUAAAUUAAAUUUGUAUAAUUUUAUAAUAUUAUAUAAAUUCUACACAGAAUCAAACAAAUUUAUUUAUUUUAAUCUUAUUAUAUAAUAUAUAUAUAUAUAUAUAUUUUUUUUUAAUAAUGUGUUAUUUAAAAUAACUUUUACAUUUCAGACUGACGAACUUAUAAGAGAUGUGAGUAAAAUAAAAAAAAUCUCGUGAGCUACGUAGAAAGAGUUUUAAUAUUUGUAGAAUUGAAAUAAAUGUUGGUUAUAAUUAUUAUAUUAUAGUGAUGGUUGGUUUUUAUAGUUUACCAAAGUAGUUAUUCUAAUAUCAGUAUACUGAAAAAUUUGUCGACAUAUCAAACAAAUGUAGAAAUAAUUGUAAUUAGAUAAUUAUUUUUAGAGCUGUAGAUUUAAUUUUAAUAUACGAUUUACGUCAUAUACUAAUAUGACGUAUUGGUGCUUUGUUGAGUAGUUUUUGUUUGUGCGUAUAUAUUACUUUUAAAAUAUUAUAUUAUUUGUUUUACCCACAUUAGAAUGUUGUAGAUCGUAAAUAAUUGCCUUUUUAGUAGAUACAGAAUUUUUUUUAUUGCAAAGUAGAAUUUGAUUAAUGAUGCUUAUUUCAGAGUUAAUAGUAGAUAAAGGUAAUUGCUAAACAAGUUUGAGUGUUUACUGCACUAUAGUAUACUAGAAAUAAUUACUAUAAAUGAAAAAUGAUUUGGAAUUAAAUUAUACAAUACGAGCAUUUUUAAAACAAUAUUUUAUAACGACUAUAUAGGUAAUCUCCGAAGGAAAUGUAAAAAUCGAAAACAUACCGUACAACACCAAAAUUACAUUGUCAGAUACUGGACGUAAAGAUUCCGGUUUGUAUAAAAUUAUUGCUGAAAACGAUUUCGGCAAGGACGAAGCUACUGUUGAAGUUACCGUUCUAUGUAUGUGAUAAACAAUUAUUAAUGCCACGUAUUAAGAUAAAUAAUUUAUUAUUAAUUAAAUUUUAACAUUAAAAUAGGUCCUCCAACGAGACCUCAAGGUCCACUUAAAGUGAAGGACGUUACGAGUAGUGGGACCAAAGUUAAAUGGGACAAACCAAAAGACGAUGGUGGAAAACCCGUUACGGCGUAUGUGGUGGAAAAAAUGGAUGCUCAGACAGGACGUUGGAUUCCAGUUGGUCGUACGGCAGAACCGGAAAUGGACAUUAAAGGCUUGCAAGAAGGCCAUGAGUAUUCAUUCAGAGUAAAGGCUUUGAACGAAGAAGGUGAAUCCGAGCCGUUAGAAAGCGACGGCAGCAUAGUUGCAAAGAAUCCAUUCGGUAAAUACAAUUUUAUAAUGACAAUAACGUCAAAAACACAUUAUUAAACAUUUAACUAUUUACAGAAAUUCCUGGCAAACCCGGUACUCCAAAAAUAACAGAUUGGGAUGUCGAUAGAGUAGAUUUGACAUGGACUGAACCUAAACACGAUGGAGGAGCGCCGAUAACUGGAUAUAUUAUUGAGAAAAAAGAGAAACUUUCCACUGUAUGGGAAGAAGUUUUGACCACAAAAGUACGUAGAAAAACAUGACUAUACAAAUCGAUAUGGUAGAUACAUUUCUAAUAAAAAAAUUAAUUUUAGACGCCAGCUUGUCAAUCAACUGUAAAAGAUCUUAAAGAAGGAAAUCAAUAUCAAUUUAGAGUUCGUGCAGUGAAUAAAGCAGGACCUUCUGAACCAAGUGAUGCGACCAAAAUGCACACUGCAAAAGCUAAGAACUGUAAGAACAUUUUACCAACAAAUACUAAUUGUUUUUAAAGUCUAUUAAAAAAAAUUGUAUUUUCGUAUCAUUUGUGUAUACAAAUUAUUUGAGUGGUUAAAAUAAAUAUAAAAUUGCAUUUCUUUUAAUUUAGUAAAACCGUUGAUCAACCGUGAUAAAUUACAAAAAGUAGUUGUAAGAGUUGGUCAAGUUGUAAAAUUUGACGUUGACGUUCGCGGUGAACCUCCACCAACAAUGAUUUGGUCAUUCGGUAGUAAGCCGUUGAUAAAUGGACGUUCAGUGAAAAUCGAAAACGAAGAUUAUAAUACUAAACUUACUUUGUCUGAUAACACAAGGAAAACUUCAGGGCUCUAUAGUUUACGAGCAGAAAAUGCAUCUGGUUUUGACGAAGCUACAGUAGAAGUAGUUAUUUUAGGUAAGUUUUCAAUAUUUUUCUAAAUUACUAAUUUGAAUUAAAAUCCAGAGAAAACUAGGUUACAUGAAAUAGUAUUUUUUUAAGUUACCAUGUAUUUUUAACAUUUAAAACUCUUUUUUUUUCCUAUUUUCCAUAGAUAAACCUGGACCUCCAGGUGGGCCUCUCGAAACCACCGACGUACACAAAGAAGGAUGCACAUUACACUGGAAUAAGCCCAAAGAUGACGGUGGAUUGCCAAUUACUGGUUAUUUGGUUGAAAAAAUGGACACUACUACUGGAAAAUGGGUACCGGCAGGCUUUGUCGAUCCAACUAAACUUGAACAUAAAAUAAACGGUCUUGAACCUAACAGAAAGUAUAAUUUCCGAGUAAAAGCAUUGAAUGAGGAAGGCGAAUCGGAACCAUUGGAAUCAGACGGUUCAAUUCUUGCUAAAAAUCCUUAUGGUAUAUAUAUUUUUUUACUUCGACACGUUAUAUUAUUAUUAUAUGAUUUAUACACUAUUUAAAUUACAUUUGUCUAUUUUUGUUUAUUUGUUAUAUAAAGAAUUUUCAUAUUGAUCUUAAUGAAACUCUACACACUUGACAUUCAAAAUAAGAUAAUAAAAUAAGGUGUAUACAUUUAAUCUCGAAAUUUAAUACCACAAGGGUGGACAACAUAGGGUUUUUGGGUUUUUCGGAAUUAAAAUUGAAUUUUUUUUUUAAAUUUAUGGGUUGCUUUUGCUACACGGAUGAAAAAAAUACUUUAAUUUGUUUAUUAAAUUGUCACAGAUAAAUAAGUACUCUUUUUAAAAGAUUAAUUACCGGGUCACAACGUUUAACUGUGAUGAGAAUAAGUUAAAUUUAAUUUAUUUUAUUGAUUUUUGUUUUUUAAGGAUUGAACCUUAAAAAUACAGACUAAUUCUGUUAGUUAUGUAUACAAUUUUAAAACCCCUUAUAAUUGCCCAAUUUCACGAAAAUCGGACUUGAUGUUAAUCAAUGUUAUUCAUUUAUUUUAAACAGAUACCCCAGGUCCUCCGGGAUUACCGGAAGUUAUUGAUUAUGAUGAAAAUAUGGUCGAGUUAAAAUGGGAUGCACCAUUUAGGGAUGGCGGAGCUCCAAUAACAGGUCGGUAUAAAAUGUUUUACAAUACUAUUAUCGUAUCGUUAAGGAUUAUUUUUGAACUCUCACAUUAUUGUGCUAUUUGUUGUAUGAAUAAAAAAAAAAAAAAAAUAUUUAUUUUCAUUAAUUUACCAUAAUAAUAUUUUUAGGAUAUAUAAUCGAAAUGAAAAGCAAAUAUGACAGUUCGUUUGUGAAAGCUGCCGAAGUCACAGGAAAUGUUUGUAAGGGGAAAGUACCGAAAUUAGAAAACGGACAACAAUACCAAUUCCGAAUACGUGCUGUUAAUAAAGCUGGACCUGGUGAACCUAGUGAAGAGUCUCUUACUCAUAUAGCUAAAGCAAAAUUCAGUAAGUAGUAAUUAUAGGUAAUAAUUUGGAAACAAACAAGUUAUUAUACUCGUGAAUUUAUUUAUAUCUAUAGUGAAACCAAGAAUAGACAGGACUAAUUUGCAAAACAUUGUAAUGAAAGUUGGCCAUACAAAAUUAAUCGACGUGAACAUAAGCGGAGAGCCUGUACCAGCUGUCACGUGGUCAUUUAAAGAUGCUGUAAGUUAUUACUUAUUACCUAAAUCGUUUUUAUUGUUCGCAUACAAAUUCGUGUUAUAAUAUAUUUUAUCGAACUUAAUGUUAUACAUAUUAUCCAAUUGAUAAUGUUUUCGCCAUAUUCCAAUAAAAUAUAUUUUAAAACAUUUACCAAUCAUUAUCUUAUAUAUUUAAAACAAAUUUUCAAUUAUAUGCAAUAAUAUAACUGAUAUUAAUAUGCGUGUUCUUUGUUUUAGGAAUUAACUACAGGAAAUUCGCUCGAAAUCACUAACAUGGAAUACAAUACAAAAUUAAUGAUCAUCAAAGCAUUACGGUCCCAUCAUGGUAUUUAUACGAUUAAUGCCAAAAACUCUGUCGGAGAAGAUACAGCGACAUUUGAUAUUACUGUCUUAGGUAAAAAAUAAAUAUUCAGCAUGUUAUAAAAAUGACUUGUUUAAUAGUGUAUCAUCAAAUUAUAAUAACAUGUUUAUUUCCAUAUACGGUAUUGUAUGAGUUUUACAUUAUAAUGCAAUUUUUAGGAAAACCUACAAAGCCUGGAGGUCCGCUCGAAGUAACCGAUGUAACGAAAAACGGUUGCAAAUUAAAAUGGAAAAAACCAGAUGAUGACGGAGGCGCACCUAUUGAGUAUUACGAAAUUGAAAAACUUGAUCCAUUAACUGGACAAUGGAUACCAUGUGGUAAAUCCAAUGAACCAGAAGCAAAUAUCACUGGUUUGCAAGAAGGUAAACAAUACAAAUUCCGCGUGAGGGCAGUCAAUAAAGAAGGAGAAUCAGAUGAUUUAGAAGCUGACAAAUUUAUUGUGGCGAAAAAUCCAUUUGGUAAAAAUGACUUUUACAUUUUUGUUAUAAUAGUGAAUAUUCUAAAUAUUCCGUUUCAUUAAACAGACGAACCAAGCAAACCUGGACGGCCAACCCCGACAAAUUGGGAUAAAUCAUUUAUUGACCUUGAAUGGGAAGCACCUGAAUCAGAUGGUGGUGCACCAAUCGAAAGUUAUAUUAUUGAAAUGAGAGACAAAGAUGAGAGGAACUGGGUUAAAGCUCUUGUUCUUCCAAAUAAGUAUGUUUUAAUUUAAUUUAUGAUUUAUUGAUUUAUUUUUAUUCUACUUAUUUGUAUGAUUUAUCUAUAUUGAAUGUGACUUUCGUAAAAAACCGAUCGACAUUAAUCACAUUACAUAAUUAAAUUGAUUAAUAUUACGUAUUGAUUUUUAUUUAUUUUUUAGACGGUCUGGUCGAGUUACAGAUGUUAUUGAGGGUCACGAAUAUGAAUUUAGAGUGAUUGCAGUUAACAAAGUUGGACCUAGUGAACCUAGUGAUAUUUCUAAGUCCGUUGUUGCUAAACCACGAUUCAGUACGUAGUUUUAAAAUAAUAAAUACUACUAAAUAAAGUUUAUAAUAGAUAGGUACUUAUAUUAUAAUACUUACUAAAUUGUGUUGUAUUAUUGUUUGUAGUGGCCCCUAAAAUUGACCGCAAGAACUUGACAAAGAAAGAGAUUCGCAGAGGAAAAUUCUUGAAAUUCGAAGCAGACGUUGAAGGAGAACCCGCUCCUACGAUAACAUGGACAUUUAAUGGUCAGACAAUAUUAUUUAAUGACAGGUAAUAUUAUUUUGGAAUAUUAUGUAUUAUUGGAUAUUUAUUGAUUGACAUAUUUUUGUUAGUUAUAUUGUAUUAUAUGUAUGUUGAUAGUUGUCUAAUAUGUCUAUGUGUUUUAAUAAUUGUAUUUUAGGUUGACUAUUGAAAGUGAGGACUAUAGAACUACAUUUAUAUUACAAAAAGCCAAACGGUCCGAUUCUGGAAUUUAUACCAUAACCGCAAAAAAUGACUCUGGAACAGACAAAGCUGAAGUUGAAAUUGUUGUUCUCAGUAAGUUUUACUCAUUGUUAUUAUUAAUACAACUGUAUUAAAUUGUUUAUGUCAAAAAUUAAUAAUUGUCUUUGAAUAAAUACUUUUAGCUGCACCAAGCAAACCUAAAGGACCAUUAAAGGUGUCUGAAGUCACGGCUGAUGGCUGUGAACUUAAGUGGCAAAAACCAGAGGAUAACGGUGGUGUUCCGAUCGACCAUUAUAUCGUCGAACGAAUGGACACUGAAAUGGGACGAUGGGUUCCUGUGACCAUUUCUAAACUUCCGGAAGCCGAAGUUACCGGCUUACAUGAAGGCAAAGAAUAUCUUUUCCGUGUAAAAGCGGUAAACGCAGAAGGAGAAUCAGAACCUCUCGAAACUGAUUUCGGAAUCGUAGCAAAGAACCCAUACAGUUAGUAUUUAGUUUUGAAUAUUUUUAUUAUUGUACAAAUAUUAAUUACUAUUUGAAUAAUAGAUGAACCAGACCGCCCUGGAAAGCCAUAUGCCAAAGACUGGGAUAAGAGCAGUGUACAUUUAAAAUGGACACCUCCUGCAAACGAAAAUGGAGCACCAGUUACAUCGUAUAUAAUUGAAAAGAAAGAUCAAUACAGGUAAGAUAUUACUAUUUUUUUUUUCAUUUUUUCGUUUUAUAAAUAUUUUUUUGUUCUGUUUAAUAUUUGGACGACAAAAAUUGUUUUUUUAAUGUUCGGCGAUUAUGAUAUUAUUUUCAGCUCUAAAUGGCAAAAGGCUGCAGAAUUAAUUGGAAAUAAAUGUGAAGGAAGAGUUCCUGAUCUUGCUGAGAAUAUGAAAUACACGUUCCGUGUAAUUGCCGUUAAUAAAGGUGGUUUCAGUAAACCAAGUGAACCUAGUGACCCAGUGAUCACUAAAGAUAGGAAUGGUAUGUUUAUUAACACUAUAAAAUCUUAAUAGAAAUUAUCAAUAAAAAAUAAAAUACAAAUGAAUGUUUUUUUUUUUUUUUAAAUACUCUAGUUGCUCCUGUCAUUGAUAGAAGUACACUCAAGAAUUUAACAUUGAAAGCUGGCCAACACGUGAAAAUUGAUGUAAAAAUUAGCGGAGAACCUCCUCCAACAAAAAUAUGGUACCAUAACAAAGCACGUUUAGAAAGCAAAGAAAACUUUAAUGUUGAGUACGAGGAUUAUAGAACUAAAAUCUCAAUAUCUAUUGCCGAAAGGUCUCAUACCGGAGUAUAUGUCAUUAAAGCCGAAAAUGAUUCGGGCAAAGACGAAGCGACAUUUGAUAUAACUGUAUUAGGUACGGAAAUUAUUAUUAUGACAUGCUAUUAUUGUGUACCAAUUAAUUAAACGAAAUGCUUUUAUUUUGAUUUUAGACAAACCGGGAAAACCAGAAGGCCCGAUUAAAAUAUCCGAUAUACACAAAGAAGGUUGUUCUUUGAAGUGGAAUCCACCACAAGAUGAUGGUGGUGUUCCGUUGAGUCAUUAUGUUGUCGAAAAGAUGGAUGCUGAAACGGGUAAGAAUUAUAACAUGAUAAAAACCAUAUACUUAUCAAUUGUUUUAAACGUUAUUUUGUAAUUUUAUUCUUUAGGACGUUGGGUACCGGCGGGAAGAUGUAAAGAGCCAAACUUAACUGUAUCUAAUUUAAUACCUGGCCAAGAGUACACGUUCCGUGUAUCAGCUGUAAACACCGAGGGAGAAUCUGAACCUCUAGUUGCUGAUCAUUCAAUUAUAGCUAAAAAUCCGUUUGGUAUGAUUUCACUAUCUACUUGUGUUUAAUAUAGCAAUAUUCUUUUAUUAUUGUCACGUUGUAAUUUUUAGAUGAACCGAAUGCACCGACUGCACCUAAGAUCGUCGAUUGGGAUAAAGAUUUUGUUGAUUUAGAAUGGGAACCACCUAUAAAUGACGGUGGAUCGCCAAUAACGGGUUACGUCAUUGAAAAACGAGAAAAGGGUACCACACGAUGGAUGAAAGCGGGAGAAUUAAAAGAACCAGUGACUCAGGGCCGAGCUGAAGAUUUAGAAGAAGGUGUCGAAUAUGAAUUUAGAAUUCGAGCCGUAAACAAAGCUGGACCGGGUGAACCGAGUCCACCUAGUCAAUCUAUAAUUACAAAACCAAGAAAAUGUACGUAUUUAAAUGAAAUUUAAACGAACUAAUUAUUUCUUAAGUUUGUUUAUUUAUUUUCAAAUUUUGAUUUUGAGUUCAUAAAUAUUAAGUGUUUUAAAAAUUUAUACUAACAAUGCAUUUUGAGUUUUAACCAGAAUAUAUUGAUGAAUUAUGAUUUGAUUGUGUUUUAUUCUUUUUAACAGUGGCACCAAAAAUAGAUCGCCGUAAUUUGAAAUCUCUAACCGCCCGAGAAGGUGAACCAAUUCUGUUCGACGUAAAAGUAUCGGGAGAACCGGCUCCGGAUGUAACUUGGUCAUACAACAAUAUUACCAUAACUUCUAACAGCGUGUAUCAAAUCAACAAUAUCCCGUACAAUACACGAUUUUACCAUUCAAAUCCAAUGCGUAGCGAUACGGGUAUUUAUAAGAUAGUAGCCACUAACAAAUACGGUGAAGAUGAAGAGGAAGUUGAAGUCACAGUAAUUUGUAAGUGAAAUGCUUUCAACAAUUAUUAAUGAUUCAGUGGAUUAACAUUUAUAUUUAAAAUGUAUAGCCAAGCCUGGCAAGCCAGAAGGACCUCUGGAAGUGUCAGAUGUACAUAAAGACGGAUGCAUAUUAAAAUGGAAAAAACCAAAAGAUAAUGGUGGCGAACCGUUAGAAGGGUACUUGGUGGAAAAGUUCGAUCCAGAUAAUGGAGUUUGGCUUCCGGUAGGACGUACUAAAGACCCGGAAAUGCAAGUCACUGGUUUAAUACCGGGGCAUGAAUAUAGUUUCCGUGUUAAAGCUCUAAACAGUCAAGGCGAAUCAGAACCACUUGAAACACUAUCUACUAUUGUUGCCAAAGAUCCUUUCAGUAAGAAUUUAAUUUAAUUAAAAAUGUUCUAAUGGUAAUAUUAAACUAAACAUUUCCAUCCAGCUAAUCCUGAGGCACCAGGUGCACCUGAUAUAAACGAUUGGAGUCAAAAUCAUGCUGACCUAGUAUGGAAAAAACCAUUUACUGAUGGCGGCACUCCAAUUACACAUUACAUCAUUGAGAAAAAAGACAAAUAUAGGUAACUAUUAGGAAUAUUAUCAUAGUCAAUUAUUUAAUUAAAAUAAUUAUAUAUUUUUUUAAUAUCUAAAUUUUAGUGGAGUGUGGGAAAAAGCCGGUGAAACGAUUAACGAACAACCUCAAGGAACUGUUAAUGGAUUGGUGGAAGGUCACGAAUAUCAAUUCCGUGUUAUUGCUGUCAAUAAAGCUGGUCAAAGUGAACCAAGCCGGCCGUGUGCAAACUUUAUUGCUAAACCACGAUACUGUAAGUGUAUAAUUGGUUUCAAUAUUAAAUGUUCAAAUCUAUAAUAUUUAUCUAAUAAUUUAAGAAAUCAUAAACAUUAUUAUUUUUAGUGGCUCCCCAUAUUGAUAGACGUAAUCUUAUGGAUGUAAAACUAUCAGCUGGUUCGUCGCUGAAACUGGACGCUGCUAUUACGGGUGAACCAGCCCCUCAUGUUGAUUGGAGAUGUGGUGCGAUGCCACUAAAGUACGUUUAAAAUAUAAUAUUUAUCCAAUCGAACGAAUAUAAACUAAUUCUCAAUAUAUAGAUCUGAACCGCAUGUCAAUAUCGAAGCCGUAGACUAUUAUACAAAAUUAGUUAUCCGACCGGUGAGUCGUGCUAACAGCGGUCAAUAUACAGUCACUGCUGUAAACAGUUCUGGUAAAGAUACUGCUAUUAUAAAUGUAACAGUGACCGAUAAACCUACUCCACCCGUUGGGCCACUUCAAGUAAUUAACUAACUUGUGAUAUUAAUAUUAUUUGAAUAGUACUAUUGUUACAAUGAAUUAAAAUUGUGUAUAAUUUAUAAUUUCAGGUUUCUGAUAUACAUAAAGAUGGUUGUAAAUUAAAUUGGAAAAGGCCGGAAGAUGAUGGAGGUACUCCAAUUGAAUACUAUUUGGUGGAGAAGUUUGACACUCAAAAAGGUAGUUGGAUACCAUGUGGAAGAUCACCGGAAACUGGUUGGUUCAAAUAAAUGCCGAUCACAUUAUUAAAUAUUAUCUCUUAUAAUAAAUUAUCAAUUUUUAGCGUUAACGGUCACUAAUUUGACCCCUGGCAAAGAAUACAAGUUCCGCGUAUCGGCUGUAAAUGCAGAAGGCGAAUCUGAACCACUCCAAACUGAAGAAUCGAUAAUUGCUAAAAAUCCAUUUGGUAAAAUACUUCCAUACCUAAUAACUCAUACCUAAUUAUAAUUUUAACAUAUCAUUAAAAUUUGGAUUGAUUUUGUUUAGAUGAGCCAGGUAAACCAGGUAACUUGGAAGUGACAGAUUGGGAUAAGAAUUUCGUUGACCUGAAAUGGAUACCGCCAAAAGAAGAUGGUGGUUCCCCGAUUACAGGCUAUGUAAUUGAGGUUAAAGAUAAAUCAGGAACAUGGGAAAAAGCAUUGACUGUACCAGCUGAUAAAACAACGGCCACAGUGCCAAAUUUGGUGGAAGGUGAAUCCUAUGUAUUCCAAGUAAGAGCUAUAAAUGCGGCUGGGCCGAGUGAAGCAAGUGAUCCAACCAAUACGAUCGUCACUAAGCCACGUAAUAUGGCUCCGCAUAUUGACCGAACAAACUUAAACGACAUAAAAAUCAAAGCUGGACAAACCAUUAGCUUUGACAUAAAAGUAAGUUGAUUUACUUAAAAAAAAAAAAAAAAAUCACUGUCUAAUUGAAUUAAUUUAUUACAAUAUAAUAAAACCUAACAGCUUAAUAGCUAAAAUGUACUUUAAACAAAUAUUUUAUUCAUUUUCAAAAAAUAUCUAUAGGUAACAGGUGAACCAGUUCCAAAAACAAAAUGGCUUAAAAAUCACAAAGAUGUAAGAAUAGGUGAUGGUGUGAAACAAACGCACGUAGAUUACAACACUAAAUUAAUUAUUCGUUUGGCGACAAGAGAAGAUUCUGGAACUUACAUGUUAACAGCUGAAAAUAUAAACGGAAAAGAUACAGCGUAUGCUGAAGUUACAGUUCUUGGUAAAAAAUAAUUAAUUAAUUAAUAUCAAUUAUUAACUAUAAAUAAUAUGAAUAAAAAGGGAACUACGAGUCUGGAUAUGAUAUGAUAAAAAAUGGAUCUACUAGGAUUGCUAUUUUGAUGAUUUUUUAAAUUUUAUUUCAGAUAAACCAAGCCCGCCAGAAGGACCACUUAAAGUAUCAGAUGUACACGGCGAAGGAUGUACAUUGAGCUGGAAAAAACCGGAAGAUGAUGGUGGCCAGCCGAUAGAAAACUAUAUUAUAGAAAAGUUGGACGAAGCUUUAGGUCGUUGGGUACCCGCUGGUGAAACUGAUGGACCUGUUACUAACUUUGAAGUUACUGAUCUUAUACCCGGACACAAAUAUAAAUUCAGAGUAAAGGCUGUUAACAAGCAAGGAAAAUCAGAUCCUUUAACAGCUAAUCAAAGCAUUGAAGCUAAAAAUCCAUUUGGUAAUAUUUUUAUUGAUACAAUAAUUACAAUUUAAAUAAGACAAGUUUAUAAUGCUGUAUUUUUAUUUACACAAAUUUGUUUUUAAUUUAUUAAUUUUAGAUGCCCCUAGUAGACCAUCAAAUCCUGUUAUCAAUGAUUUUGAUAGCGAUUUCGUUGAACUUGGAUGGGAUAAACCUAAAUGUGAUGGAGGAUCACCAAUUACUGGAUAUAUCAUUGAAAAGAAAGAUAAAUUUAGGUAAAACAAAACCUCUAUAAUUUAUUACAAAAAUAAUUUAAACAUAAUAAAUUAAAAAUAAUAAAAAUCAAUAAAUUUAAUUUAUGAAUACACAAAUUUUUGAAACGUUUUUACAAAUCAUAUAUUAUAUAAAUGGAAAUUAAUGAAAUUCAAUUGAUAAUUAAUUUUAUUUAAUUUAUGAUAAAAAGUUACUUUUUAAAAAAUAAGUAUACCAUGAAUGUAAACAUAAAUAAAUGUUAAAAUAAAACACUGUUUUCAUAAAUUUAUUUAUUUUUUUUUAACUUGUAUUUACAGUCCAACGUGGGUCAAAGCCGCUGAAGUUGUUGGCAAUAUAAACAGUGGAAUAGUACCAGGAUUAACAGAAGGUAAUACGUACGAAUUUAGGGUACGCGCUGUGAAUAAAGCCGGGCCCGGUGAACCGAGUGAACCAACAUUACCGCAUGUCGCAAGACUUAAAAAGUGUAAGGAAAUUUUUCUUUCGUUUUACCCUAAAAACUCACAAAUAAUUACUAAAAUUAUCUCUAAUCAGUUUCCAAACAAGCCUUCUUUCGUUUGAAUCACUUUUCGUCGUCUCUCUUACAUAACCUACUUAACCUGGAAUUUAACUCGACAAUCUAUAUAUCUAUAAGAUAUUUGUAUAUAAUUAUGAAAAAUUGUUUUUUCAGUGGCUCCUCAUAUUGAUCGAAACACUCUAUCAGACAUCAAAGUUCGAGCUGGUAAUAUGUUUGAGUUUGAUGUAAAAAUUUCCGGAGAGCCUCCACCAACAAAAGAAUGGUCUGUCAGAGGAGAUGUGCUCGUAAAAACUGAAAGCAUUAAUAUUAUAAACUACGAUUACUCAACAAAAUUGAAAGUAAUUGACGCAAAACGUUCUGAUGAUGGAAUAUAUUACUUAGUAGCAAAAAACAUUCAUGGAAUGGACAAAGCUUCAGUAAAAGUUACAGUUAUAGGUGCGUACCUUUUUACUAUAUAAUAUAAUCAGUUUUCUUCCUAUAACGUUAAACAAAUUCUUAUUUGGAAUGUUUAAAGAUGUACCGACGCCACCUGAAGGACCUUUACAUCCAACUGACGUAACAAAGAGUUCAUGUGUAUUAAAAUGGAAUCCACCAAGAGAUGACGGUGGAUCAGAAAUAACGCAUUAUAUAGUCGAAAAAAUGGACGCUGAUACUUCAAGAUGGGUUCCAGUAGGUGAGCCAGCAGGAACACAAUUGAGGUAUAUAUUAUCUUUAUUUUUAUUGAAAAAUAUUAAAUAUUUAAUGAUUAGAAAACUUUAUAAAGCACACUCUUAAAUACGAGUACUUAUAUAAACUAAUCAAUAAUACAUAUUUUUUCCUAUGUUUAGGAUUGACCAUUUGAUCGAAGGUCACAACUAUAACUUUAGGGUUAAAGCCGUGAAUAAAAUUGGUGAAUCUUUGCCAUUGACUACGUUCGAUAGCAUAACAGCAAAAGAUCCAUACGAAAAGCCAGAUAAGCCGGGAACACCAAAAGCCACCGGUAAAUUCAUUAUGAAAUUUUUUUUUUUUAAAUAACAAUAUCAUACAAAAUAAUGAUAUAAUAUUUAGAUUGGGGAAGGAAUUUUGUUGAUCUUGAAUGGACUCCCCCGAAGAAAGACGGAGGGUCGGAAAUAACACAGUACAUUAUUGAAAAACGAGAAAAAUACGGGUAAAUAUAAUUGAAUAUAAUUAAAUGUGUUAGUUAGUAACUCUAUUUGUACGUAGCUAAUCAAAAUUAUUUUGUAUUCGAUUCUAGCCCCUGGGAAAAAGCUACUACAGUAAAUGGAAAUAAAACUAAAGCUUCGGUUCCAAACCUGACCGAAGGUCAUGAAUACGAAUUCCGAGUUAUAGCUGUUAACAAAGGGGGACCUGGCGAUCCUAGCGAUCCAUCCGAAGUCAUCACAUGUAAACCGAAAUUCCGUAAGUAACUAAAUUACCAUUCAAAAUCCAACUGUUAAGAUAUAAAAACUAUUUCAUUGUUAAUUAUAUUAUGCACGUACAUUAAUAUUUUUUUAUAAUAAUUCUGAUCAUUCUUUUUUGUUUUUAUUUUUAGUUGAACCGUUAAUAGAUACUACAUUCUUACCAGACCUGAUUGUAAAGGCUGGUAAUAAAAUAAACUAUACCGUUCCGAUCGAAGCUGCUCCUAGACCAACAGUGAAAUGGAGUGUCAAUGACAAAUCGAUCGAAAGUGGCUCUAGAGUAGACAUACAAAUCUAUAAUAGUCAAGUCAUAUUUGAAAUACCGUUUUCAGUAAGAAAUGAUACAGGCCGUUACACGUUGACAUUGGAAAAUAAUUUAGGAAAAUGUUCAGCUUCGGCUCAUGUUACCGUAUUAGGUAAAAUAAUUUUAUUAAAAAAAAUAAAAAAUAACAAUAUUAUUAAGACAUUUUUAUACUUUUGUAAUCGAAAAUAAUUCAAUUUUAUUUUUAUUUUGUUUUUUAAUUAAACAGACCGACCCUCACCUCCUGUAGGACCGUUAGAUGUUUCUAAUGUCAGAAAAGAUGGAUGCAGAUUGAUGUGGAAAAUACCCAUUGAUGAUGGUGGUGCUCCAAUUUUGCAUUAUGUUAUUGAAAAAAUGGAUAUUUCCAGGGGAACAUGGUCGGACGCUGGAAUGACUACAUCUUUAUACCACGAUGUCAUACGAUUGAUUCACAAACGUGAAUAUUUGUUCAGAGUGAAAGCUGUAAACAGUAUUGGUGAAUCAGAUGUGUUGGAAACUGACAAAUCAAUAAUUGCUCGAAAUGAAUUUGGUAUGGUUGUAUGACAAUACUUUAAAGUCAUAAUAAUUUUACGAACAAAUUAUUUAUUGUAUAGAUGAACCUGAUGCUCCCGAGAAACCCGUCGUUACAGAUUGGGAUGAGAACUUUGUAGAGUUACAAUGGGAACAACCAAAAACUGACGGUGGAUCUCCUGUUACCGAGUUCACAGUACAAAAGAAAGAAAGAGGAAGCCCGUAUUGGGUAAAUGCUGUCACCGUGCCCGGAAAAGAAACAAAAGUAAACAAAUUAAAAUCUAAAAAAUCAUAUCUAUAAUAAAAAUAAAAAUAAAAUUUUUUUUUAACGUGGUGUUCUGUUACUUCAGGCAACAAUUCCAGAUUUGACUAAAGGACAAGAAUAUGAAUUUAGAAUCAUUGCCACGAAUAAAGCGGGACCCAGUCCCCCGAGUGAUCCAUCGGACCCAAUAAUCGUGAAUAAUAGAUAUUGUAAGAUAUUUUAUAAAUAUUUAUAACUAACUAAUAACAAAAAUAUUUUUCAAAUAUGAAAUUGAGUAAUUAUUAUUAUUUUUUUAUUUUUAGUGAAACCAAAAAUAAAGACACCAUUGAAAGACAUAUUCAUAAGGGCCGGAACAGUUUUACACGUAGAUAUAGAUUUUAUUGGUGAACCCCCUCCAGAUGUAACGUGGACACUAAAUGGAUCAGAAUUAAAACCAGAUAACAGAACGACCAUAACUUCUAUUGGAUACCACACAAUUAUGAACCGAGUAAAUUCAAAACGAGUAGACUCGGGAACGUAUAAUCUAUUGCUCAAAAACAGUUCUGGAACUGACGAAGGGUCGUUCGUUGUAACAGUAUUAGGUAAGCAAAAUAUUAUAAUAUGACAUUAAGUAAAAAUAACUUAAUACCUAUUAAAAACAAUUAAACCUAUAUAUGUAAUGCAUUUCUCUUUAUUUAAUAUUUAUAGUAUUCAGUAACAGUAUUAUGUUUUAUUUUAAAUUCCUUUAUUAUUUAAAUUCAUGGAUAUAGUUUUUUAUUUUUUCUCAAAAACACUUUUUGGUGAGAGAAAUGCACCAUUUGUGUGCCCAGUGGUACUUUUCUUGAAGUAUUUUAAUAUUUUCAACAAUUCAUCCCUUAGAUCCUUUUCUGGUGUUGAUCAUCAAAAUAUUUUUUCGGUUAUUUGGUACAAAUUUUCUAAAUUAUUUACACAGUAUUUUAAAAGAUGCGGAUUUUAAUUUAAUGGUACUUUAUUUGAAAUAAAUUCUAGAUUCCUACAAUUUUUCUAUAAACUGAUUAUAAUGUCGAUACAUCAGUUUUAUUUUUUUGAUUUCCGUUUUACUUUGGUUAGAAGAGAGAAAAAUACGACCAAUACUACUAAUAAUCUUUUUUUGAUAUCAAUAAUUAUCGCUGUUUUAAUAAAUUAAAUCAUUUUAUAUCCUAUAACUUUUAAACUUCUUACACACAUCAGUGGCCUUUUUUCUAUUGUGUGAAAUAUGUUCAAUUACUUUUUUUUUUUUUUAUGUUUCUUUCGAUUUUAUAUUGUUUUAUGAUAAUUUUACAGCGAUAUAUUUCACUUAUAUGUUUAUUUUUUGUGGUAUAUUAUGGUUUAUCUUUAUUUAUUAAUUAUGUAUGUGUUACUGUUGUUAUCUUAAUACUAAUAUUAUAUUAAAUCAAACAAUAGACAAACCUGGACCACCUGACGGACCACUUACAUAUGAAGAUAUAACUGCUUGUUCUGUUACACUGUCUUGGAAAGCUCCUAAAGAUAAUGGUGGUAGUGAAAUAACGUAAGUAGUUCAAUAAACUCUUUAAGUAUAUAUUUUAUUAUGUCUGGCCGUCAUAAUUUCUUACAUUUAUAUUAUUUGUUCAGAGCAUAUGUAAUUGAAAAAAGGGAUCUAACUCAUGGAGGUGGUUGGGUACCAGCUGUGACAUAUAUAAAUCCAGCAUUCACGCAUGCCACAGUUCCAAGACUUAUAGAAGGAACUAGAUAUGAAUUCCGCGUCCGAGCUGAAAAUUUACAAGGAUUAUCAGAACCUUUAACCACAGCUGAACCAAUAAUUGCCAAAAAUCAAUUUGGUGUGUAGUUUUAAUUUAAUAUUAAAUUAGAUCGGUAUUAAUAACGGGAUGAAAUACUUCGUAGAUGUUCCUGGAAAACCCGGUAAACCUGAAGCUAUUGAAGUGGACCAAGAACAUAUAAAACUUAUGUGGACACCUCCAAUGAGCAACGGUGGGUCACCAAUUGUUGGGUAUGAUAUAGAAAGAAGAGAAAGGUCUACGGCUGGUCGAUGGGCAAAAAUUACUAGAUCGCCAAUCAAGGUAUGUAUUAUGAUUUAGUUAAAUUGAAGAUGAAUAAUUAAUGACUCACCAUUUGUUAAUUUUAAUCUGUAGACUACUGAAUAUGACGAUACUCACGUUCAUGAAGGCAAACAAUACGAGUACCGUGUUAGUGCAGUUAAUGCUGCUGGUUCUAGUAAACCUAGUGAAACUUCAGAAGUAUACACGGCAAAAUUAACAAGAGAAAAACCAAAACUACAUUUAGAAGGACUAAUGGGAGGUAGAAUAAAGGUUAGAGCUGGAGAACCCAUCAACAUUAGUAUACCAAUAUCGGGAGCACCAACUCCACGUAUCGAAUGGAUUAUAAACGGCGAAAGGCCUCCAGAAACUAACAGAAUACUUGUAAGUUAUUUUUGAAAAAAAUAAUAGUUAUGAAAUAUUUCUUUUUAUACAAAUUAAUUAAUUUACAGUCUGUGACUGGAAGUAACUUGACUAAAUUGAGAGUCGAUAAUUCGACACGCAAAGAUGCUGGAAAGUAUACAAUUACUGCUUCAAAUACAUCCGGAAAAGAUUCUGCUGAUAUAUUUGUAUCAGUGGUUAGUUGUCCAAGUGCACCAAAAGGACCCUUGCAGUAUCCUGGUGCUACUCAUGAUACUGUUACGCUUGCGUGGAGACCACCCGAAGAUGAUGGUGGCAAUGAUAUAACUGGUUUGUUAUUAUUAAUUAAGAUUGCAUUGUUUAGUAUAAUCUGUAUUGACUAAUAUUAUUAAUACGCCUAUACUUAAUUUAAUAGGAUACAUCAUUGAAAUGUCGGAAUUCGGAAUGGAUAGUUGGAAAACGGUUCCUGGUUUCUGUCCAAACACUACAUUCACAGUGAAAGGUUUAAGCGAAGGAAAACGUUACGUGUUCAGAGUAAAGGCUGAAAAUAUGUACGGUGUUUCGGAACCAUUAGAAGGAAGUCCUAUAACGGCGAAGAGUCCAUUCGAUCCACCGGACGCACCAGGUCAACCCGAAGUCACCAAUUACAGCCCAAACAGUUGCAGUCUUUCUUGGACGCCACCAUCGAACACUGGAGGAAGACCGAUUACUGGUAAAAUAUUUAUACCCAAUGAAUUCUUUAUACUAUUUUUACUAAAUAAUUUUUAUAAUCGUAGGUUAUAUUGUUCAAAAAAGAGAAAGAGGUGGUGAUUGGGUGAAAUGUAAUAAUUUCCCUAUUGUCAAUACUGCAUUCACAGCUCAAGAUCUUAGAGAAGGUAACCGUUAUGAAUUCCGUGUACUUGCUGUAAACGACGCUGGUACCGGUAAACCUAGUAAACCUAGCCAUUCAGUUACGGCUAAAGAGCAAAAGAGUAAGUUAUAUUAUUUUGCUUUUGAAUUGUUUCUUUUUAUAAAAAUGUAUUUUUUACCAACAAUAGAAGUACCCGAAGCCCCCGAAGCACCGAAACCAGACAGAAUAACCAAAGACAGUGUAGUGUUGUCUUGGAGGCCACCAAGGUUUGACGGUGGUGCAAAGAUCAAAGAAUACGUUUUAGAGCAAAAAAGGAAAGGCGACUCUGAUUGGUCAGAAGUUAUAUGCCCGACUAUUUAUUCUACUUUAUGCACGGUAAAAUUAACAAUUUUUUAUUUCUAAAACUAGCGAGAUUUCAGACAAUAUACACUAUAGUAUACAUAUUUGUUAACUUAACAGGUCGGAAACUUAAGAGAAGGAGAUGAAUAUCAAUGGAGAGUAAUAGCUGUAAACGAAGCGGGAAGAUCAAAGCCUAGUCGUCCAAGUGUAAAUGUUUUGGUCGAAGAACAACCAAACAAACCAUGUUUGGAUUUAUCUGGUGUAAGAGACAUAACUGUAAAAGCUGGCGAGGACUUUUCUAUUCAUAUACCGUAUGUUGGAUUCCCGUUGCCAACUGCUACUUGGUUUAACAACGAUCAAACCAUAAAUGAAGGAGAUUCUAGAGUACACAUACAGGUAUAUUAUAAAGUAGCAACUUGUUUAAAACAAUACUAAUUUUUUAAAAAAAAUUAGAUUAUUAAUUUAUUAAUUAUUAAUUAUUAUUAAGGAUUAUUAAUUAUUAUUAUUAUUAAGGAUUAUUAAUUCAUUAUAGAAAUGCAUUUUAACGAUUAUAAUUAUUUUGAUCACAGAUGACGAGCAAUUCUGUCAGUUUAGUUAUUAAAAACUCUAAACGUACAGAUGCUGGUCAAUAUAGAUUACAACUACGCAACCAAUCUGGAUUUGAUACAGCCACGUUACACGUGCGAGUUUUGGAUAGGCCACAACCUCCAGAACAUUUGUACGCCGAUGAAUUAAACGGAGAUUCGUUGACACUAUUCUGGCACCCGCCGUCAGAUAACGGAGGUGCCCCAGUUACUAAUUAUUUAGUAGAAAAGAAAGAAUUAAAUUCAACAACGUGGCAAAAGGUUAUUAUAUUUUCCAUUUCUUUACGAAUGUGUGUAUAUUAUUUAAAACAUUUUAAAUCCCAACUAAAAUACUUGUUCGAGUAUGAUUUUCUAUAAAUUCAAUAAAAAAUAGUUCAGAUUCACACGUUUGUUUAUUUUUGCAGGUGAGCAACUAUGUCGCAUCACAACAAUGCAAAGCACGAAAUCUAAUUGUUGGAAAAACAUACCAAUUCCGUGUUAUGGCUGAAAACAAAUACGGAGUGUCUGAUCCUGCUAUCACGGUUGAUCCAAUAACUGCGAGACAUCCAUUCGGUAAUUUUAAUAUUUUAAUGCAAUAUACAUUUUAUUUGCGUAUUAUAUUUCAUUCGUCAUUUGUAAUUUUUCAUUACUAAUUAAUACAACUGUGUGUAUUAUCACAGAUGUACCCGGUGCACCAGGAAUGCCAAAGGGUAUAGAUACAUCUGAAGAUUCAAUUACAAUUACCUGGGCCAAACCUAGAAAUGAUGGUGGAUCUCCAAUUACUGGUUAUAUGAUCGAAAAACGUCUCAUUAGCGAAGAAAAGUGGACGAAAGCAUCACAUGCAAUAAUUCUUGAUACAACACUAAAGUAAAAAAGAAAAAAAAAACACCACUGAAAUAUGUGAGAUUUUAUUAUUAUAAAUUUGUAUGUAUUUUAUUUUUAGAAUACAUAAUUUAAUUGAAAAUCACGAGUACGAGUUCAGAGUUUCUGCAUUAAAUGCAGCUGGUCAGGGUCCAUGGAGUUCAUCUUCUGAUGCCAUCAGAUGUUGUGCACCUGCAUGUAAAUAUACAUUUUAAAUUAUUUAUAAAUACUUCGGGUUUUAUAACUUACAUUUUUAUUACAGCUGCUCCAAAAAUAACAAGCGAUUUAAGUAUAAGAGACAUGACUGUUAUUGCUGGUGAAGAAUUCACAAUUACCGUUCCAUUUACUGGAAGCCCAUUACCAAAACCGGUGUGGAGUAUAAACGGAGAAGAAAUUUUACCUGAUGCGAGAAUCAAAUUCGAAACAUCGAUAAAUGAGACAAUUUUCAAAAAUAAAUGCGCUAAACGUAAAACAGAUACUGGAAACUAUACCAUUCAUUUGAUUAACAACAUUGGUGCUGAUUCUGCAUCUUGUAAAGUCCUUGUUGUUGGUAAGUUUAAAAUAUUAAACAAUGAUAGUAAUAUUAAUAAUAAUUUAAUUAUUAUAUAUUAAAAUUGAUAAUUAUAUAAAAAUGUAUUUAAAGACAAACCAUUGCCACCACAAGGACCGUUAGAAGUAACAGAUUUAACGCCAGAAACCUGUUUAUUAUCUUGGAAACCACCUUUAGAUGAUGGUGGAUCGCCCAUCACAAACUACAUUAUUGAAAAAUAUGAAACUUCAUGCGGUGUACGUGAUCAAUAUUAAUAUAUUUUAAAGUAGAUAUUUUUAUUUACGUACGUAUAUGUUUUAUUUAUUUCAGUUGUGGUCGAAAUUAAGUAGUUUUGUUCGUCCGUGUCACUAUGAUGUCAUUGGUUUAGAACCUAAUAAAAAAUAUAAUUUCCGUGUCCGAGCUGAAAAUCAGUAUGGAAUAUCAGAACCUAUUGAAAUGGAUUCUGUGAUAACCGCGAAAUUCCCAUUCACAGUACCUGAUCCACCAGGUCAUCCACAAAUGUUAGAAUGGGACGAAAUAAAGGCGACAUUGAUUUGGGAAAGACCUGUACACGAUGGAGGUGCGAAAAUACAAGGAUACAAAAUUGAAUUCAAGGAUAUCACUGAAGGCGGAAAUUGGCGCACGGCUAAUGAUUAUCUCGUAAAAGAACCGCUUUUCGUUAUUCACAAUUUGUUGAAUGAACACGAUUACGAAUUCCGCGUGUUAGCGAAGAACGCGGCAGGUUUCAGUAAACCUUCAAUACCCACACCUAACUUCCGGUUGAAGGGUAAAGCCAAAGCUCCGUCCAAGCCCGGCACUCCGAUCGUCCUUAAAGUUGGUAGGACGUACGCUGAUUUGAAAUGGGAACCACCCGUUUCUGACGGUGGUAGCAAAAUAACUGGAUAUUCGAUUGAAAAGAGACAAGUAGGAAAUGCGGUCUGGGUGAAAUGCAACGAUUACUCUGUAUUUGAUUGUAAAUUCACCGCUAUGAAUUUGGUCGAGGGUGCCGACUAUGAGUUCAGAGUAUUUGCUUUGAAUAUAGUCGGUAAAAGUGAACCCAGCUCGUGUACCACACCCGUGAAGAUAUGCGAGUUUGAGGGUGGAGAAAAACCAGAAUUCAUUGUACCUCUCACUAACAAAGUGGUUCAAUUCGGUAAAACGAUCACGUUACGCUGCGAAGCUGUAGGAAAACCUAUGCCGAACGCUAAGUGGUUAAAGAAUGGACGUGAAAUCGUAUCAGGUGGACGGUACAAAUGUGAAUCGUCAAACGGCGUUUUCCAAUUACAUUUCCCCGAAGUAUCAGAAUUGGACGAUGGCGAUUACACUUGUGAGUCAUACAAUGCUGUUGGAUUCGUCACAACGUCAUCACGAGUUAAAAUUGGACGUAAGUACAGUUUUAUGAACGGCAAUAAUAUAAAUGCUAAAUAAAAUAAUUAAUUAAUUAUAAAAACGUAAUUUAUCAAUAAUUGUACUUUUGAUUAAUUCAGAUCCACCCAAAAUUGAACGGAUGCCAAAUGAAAUUAACAUUCCCGAGGGAGAAAAUAGUAAAAUUAAGAUAUUCUAUAGCGGCGAUCCAUUAGAAAGCGUUACUUUAGAAAGGCAUGGAGUAUCCAUUCCUCAAAGCGAACACUUUAAAUUUACUAUAUUUGAUGACUACGUAAUCAUAUUUUUGAAAGAAGCAAAAAAGAGUGAUGCUUCUGAUUAUACAGUUACCCUUACGAACCUGAGUGGUAAUGUUUCAGGAUCGUUCACCAUAAACAUAUCAGGUAAUUAAUUCUAAAAAAAAAAAAGAAACAAAAAAAUUAACUAAGCUCAUUUUUGUUUUUAAAUCGAUACAGGUUACCCCGGACCACCGAUUGGACCGUUAGCCGUUUCUGAAAUAACCAAACAUACUUGUGCACUUUCAUGGAAUCCACCGAAAUAUGACGGAGGUCUUAAGAUUACUCAUUACAUCGUGGAACGAAAAGAUAUCAAUUCCAACCAUUGGAUUUGUAUUUCAACUACGUGCAAGGAUACGAAUUUCCUUGUUCAAGGUCUAACUGAAGGAAACGAAUAUGUUUUCAGAAUUAUUGCCGUCAACGACAACGGACUCAGUCCACCGUUGGAAGGAAUUAAUCCGAUCAAGGCUAAACCACCUUAUGGUAACAAAAAUUGUUUUAAAUCAGUAUAAAAAUAAUAAAUAGCAUAUAUUAGAAUAUUAAAUUAUAUAAUAUUAUAGAUAAACCAUCGCCACCUGGAAUUCCUAACGUUACUGAAAUCGGCGGAGACUUCGUGAACUUAAGCUGGGAGAAACCAAUUGACGACGGAGGAUCUAGAAUUCAAGGAUAUUUAAUCGAUAAACGGGAAAUCGACUCAGACACGUGGCAGCGAGUGAAUGCCGCCAUUUGCGUUACCACGCAAAUUAACAUUUCCAAUCUCAUCGAAGGUCGCCAAUAUGUAUUCCGAGUUUUUGCUCAAAACGAAGCUGGUUUGAGUUUACCAAGCCAAGCGUCAAAUACAAUUACCAUAAAAGAUCCAUUAAGUAAUUUUUUUUGUUUUUUAUUUGUACAUGAUAUAAUAAAUACAAUUUAUUUGUUUAUAGCUGCUCAACCUCCUGAAAUAGUCAAACCUCUUCAUAAAGUCCAAGCCAUUCAAAAUCAAAACGCUCAAUUCCAGUGUGUUAUUACCGGCGUGCCUAAACCCACUAUUACUUGGUUGGCAUUUCUAAAAUAAUAAUAAUAAUAAUAAUGCCAAAUUUUCCUAUGUAACUGUAAAAUGUACCAAUUUGUGUUAUUUAGGUACAAGGGAGCUCGAGAAAUCACACCUAGUGCAAGACAUCAUAUGUUCUAUGAAGGAGAUUCGUACACUCUAAUUAUAAACGGUGUAUACGGUGCAGAUUCGGACGAAUAUGUAUGUAGAGCCAGUAAUAAGGGUGGUAUCAAGUCGACUCGAGGAGAACUUCUCAUAAUGAGUAUGUUUUUAUUAGUCGUAUGUUUGUUAAUGGUUAUCAUAUUUAAUCUCUUAAUAUUUUUAGCACCGCCAAAAUUGAACGUACCACCUCGAUUCAGAGAUACGGCUUUCUUCGACAAAGGAGAAAACGUUGUUAUUAAAAUUCCAUUUACUGGUUUCCCUAAGCCGAAAAUUAAAUGGUACCGUGAAAACGAAGUCAUCGAGUCUGGAAGUCAUUUUGCAGUAGAAGUCUCUGUACGUUCAUUUUAUUUUUUUUAUAUAGUUAAAACAUUAAACAUUUCUAAUCAGUAUUUAUUAUAAUGAGUAUUGAAUAUACAUAAUAUCAUAUUUUAAAGGAGAGACAUGCUAUUCUAACGAUAAGAGAUGUUAGUAAGUAUGACAGUUCUCCAUACCGAGUGUUGGCAGAAAACGAUUUGGGAGUGGAUAGCGCCAUAAUCAAAAUUCAAAUCAGUGGUAUGAACGUGAAUUCAACCGAUUUAUUGAUUGUGCACAUUAAUUAGUUAUUUAAUCUACUUUAUUUGUGUGUUCAAAGAUCAUCCUGAUCCGCCGUUUAGUUUAUCCAUUGAAGACAUUGGUCAAGAUUCUCUACUACUGAGCUGGAAUGCACCUACGUGGGAUGGUGGAUCGAAUAUUACCAAUUAUCUCGUUGAAAAGAGAGAAAUACCCAUGAGCAGUUGGAUUCGCGUUGGCAAUACUAGGUAUUAAAUAAAAUGAUAUAUAAUUAUUACAAAUUAUUAUUUAAUUGAACUAUCGCUGACAAUGGUUAUGAACUAUUCAAUCGUCUAUACAUUUUUAUUUCUAUGUAAAGGUUCACCUCAACAGCUGUAACCGGUUUAAGUCCAGGACACGAAUAUGAGUUUAGGGUAUACGCUGAAAAUGUUUACGGUAGAAGUAAACCAAGUGAAGUAUCGCCUAUCGUCAAAACUAAAGAGCUGCUGAAAAAACCAGCAAAAACAAAGCGUUACGAAGGUAAAUUUAAUUAUUUUUCAGCUGUUAAAAUAUAAAUUAUGUUAAUACAUUACUAUAAUAAUUGAUGCAGUUGACGCGACCGGUAAAAAAAUAAGAGGUACAGCAGACGGGAAUAUUAAGGAUUACGAUCAAUACGGUAAGACAGAAAUGAUCGAACUGUUCAAAAUCUGAAUUGUUAUUUAUAGUAUAAUUUUAAUGGAUUACAGUUUUUGACAUUUAUUCAAAAUAUAUCCCUCAACCGGUGGAUAUUAAAUCGCAAUCCGUAUACGACUUCUACGACAUAUUGGAAGAAAUCGGAACCGGUGCAUUUGGAGUAGUACAUCGCUGCCGGGAACGUAAAACGGGCAACAUUUUUGCUGCCAAGUUCAUACCUGUAGCACAUAAUGUCGAAAAAGAAUUAAUCAGAAAAGAAAUUGACAUAAUGAAUCAACUUCACCAUCCAAAACUCAUAAACUUGCACGACGCAUUUGAAGACGAAGACGAAAUGGUUUUAAUAUUCGAAUUGUACGUGUUCAUAAUACUCGUAACAUUAAGUUUUAAUAAUAAUAAAAAUAAUCAAUUUUGUGAUUUGUUUUAGUUUGUCUGGAGGAGAGUUAUUCGAACGAAUCACGUCGGAAGGAUAUUCGAUGUCCGAAGCGGAAGUGAUCAACUAUAUGCGGCAGAUAUGCGAAGCCAUUAAACAUAUGCACGAAAGAAAUAUCAUCCAUUUGGACAUUAAGCCAGAAAAUAUUAUGUGCCAGACGAAGAAGAGUUCAAAUGUAAAACUCAUUGACUUCGGCCUAGCGACAAAGUUAGAUCCUAACGAGAUUGUUAAAAUAUCGACGGGAACUGCCGAAUUCGCUGCUCCAGAAAUAGUCGAAAGAGAACCGGUCGGUUUUUACACAGACAUGUGGGCUGUUGGUGUUCUAGCCUAUGUCCUGUAAGUAUUUUUUUGGUUCUACGAAUCUUUUCUUCUGCCAUCUGAUUGGAAUACUUUCAUGAAAAUGUGUAUCACAAAAAUAAUAUUAUUUUUUUAUAAGCUUGAGCGGAUUGUCACCGUUUGCCGGUGAGAACGAUGUUGAAACUCUCAAAAACGUAAAGGCCUGUGACUGGGACUUUGACGAAGAUACAUUCGCGAUUGUCUCGGACGAAGGCAAAGAUUUUAUCAGACGACUUUUAAUCAAAAACAAAGAGUGAGCAACCAUUUUUGUUUUCACACAUACUUAAAUAACGUCAAAUGUCGUGUCUUGUUUUAGAAAACGAAUGACCGCCCAUGAAUGUUUAUUGCAUUCGUGGCUGAUGGGAGACCAUUCCGAUCGUACGGCAGCUCUUAACUCUUCCAACUACAUCAAGAUAAGAGAUCAAAUACGUAAGAAAUACAGUGAUUGGGAUUCAUUUGCCGUACCAAUCGGAAGAAUAUCGGAAUACAGUGCUCUCAGAAAACUCAUGGUGGAAAAAUACAAAAUAUACGAGAGUUCGUUCGGUAAGAGUUUCGGAUAUUAAAAAUAAAGGUUUAAUGUGUUUUCGAUAUUUUAUACGAUUUUAUGUUUUAUUUCCGGUUAACCUUAAAGAUCGCCGACAAGCGGCACCCCGAUUCGUUAUCAGACCCCAAAGCGCGUUCUGUUACGAAGGACAAAGCGUUAAAUUCUACUGCCGAGUUAUUGCGGUGGCACAACCGACGCUGUCGUGGUUCCACAAUAAUGAAGAGCUGAGACAAAGUGUCAAGUACAUGAAACGGUACGCCGGCGACGAUUACACGUUCAUCAUCAACAGGUCUAAACUGGAUGACAGAGGAGAAUACAUAAUACGAGCGGAAAAUACGUACGGCUACAGGGAAGAAGUCGUAUUCCUCAAUGUACAACGUGCGUAUUCAAUUUUUUAAAAAUAUCUUUUUUUUUAGUGUGUUGCAAUAUUUUAUCAUUACAUGACAAUUUUCUGAGGUCAAAAAUGAAAUAGGAGAAUUAAAUAAGAAAAAAAAUUCACAGUACUCGCGUUUAAUGUGAAUAGUUAGUUUUUAUCGUAUUUCCCCAAAAAAUAUAGACUAUUUAAUUGUAUUGUGUCUGUUAGAAAUGUAUAGAAAUAUAUCUUUUCCCUCAUUUUUAAACACUUUUAGAGGCAUUUUCUGAAUCGAAUGACUUCAAAAUCGGGAGUUAGAGUUGUUUGGUAGAUGAAUUUAAGUGAUAAAAGCGGGGUUGAACUUCACUAUGUUCUCGUGGGAGGAAAAUUAUUUUGUUAGGUUUGAAUAUUUUUACACAGUCCUCGAAUAAAGGGUAUUCCAUUUUAUAUAUUAUGUCUAGCGUUAAUAUCAAGUAUAUGCCUUUUUAAGGUUUCAACUACAAGUUCAUUGCAUCUACCAUUUUUAUGCUAAAUUUUCAUAAUUUUUUUGGAAUUUGUAUGAUUUUAGUAUUGUAUAGUAUUAUAUUCGUAUAACAUUAUUGUAUUACUUAUAAUAUAGCAUUGUUAAUUGAUUUAAAAACAAAUAUUUGUUUAAUACAAAAUAGAUGGGGAGAAGGGUAUUUGACUCAAGUGACAAAGCUACUGCUCUGCUACUCACGGGGAUUUUGUAUUGUUUUUUAUUAUUGAAAAUAAAUUGAACGCUUAUUGUUUUCGCUUUCCAACAGCAUUGCCAGUAGCUCCGCCGGUAUACAGACACGAAGUACAACAGGUGAGAAGACGAGAACCACUGGCCAACACGUAUUAUAUCGAGGAAAAAGAGAGCGCACCCAACUUUACGUUCUUGUUGCGGCCUCGUGUCAUACAAAUACACCAGACCUGCAAGCUGCUGUGUUGUCUGAGCGGUACACCGAUACCAACCGUAAGCAUCCUGGUUUUUUUCCCCCGGCUUUUUUUUUUUGCGACUUUAUGACUUAACCGCCUUAUUUCCCGUGUCCGAUCCACAACAGGUACAGUGGUUCCGAGGCACCAAAGAACUGUCGAAACGCGAUUUCACCAUUACCCACACGGACGGCGUGAUCACGUUGGAAAUUCUCGACUGCAAACCCGAGGACUCGGGCAAAUACCGCUGCGUCGCCACCAACGUGCAUGGCACCGACGAAACCAGCUGUGUGGUCAUCGUGGAAGGUAAUUUGAUUUUGCACUAACAACGAAAACGUGUACACAACAUAUAUAUGUAUAUAAUAGUUAUGUAUAAUACUUUACUACAGUGACUUUUUUUACUUUCUUAUAUAUUAUAGGUUACGGUAAUUCGUUUCGUGUAGGAUAAUAUGUUAAAAAUUGAACGCGUUAUUUUAACAUUCAUUUUAGAAUGAAUUGUAAUUUGUCCAUAUUUCGUGCAUUUUUAGUUAAUGCACCUUUCGAAUACGCCGUGUAAUAGAAUUUCAGUCAACUUAACCAAUAGUAUAGAUUUCCUGAAUCCAAUGUCAAUAAAGUUAAUUCACUGAAAUGUGAAUAUAAACGGUAUCUACUGUAAAAUAUAUAUAUAUAUAUAAAUUGUUAUCAGAUUAGACAGGACCAAUAACUAAUGUAUACAAAGAUAUCUGUUUAUUUAUAGUGUAUAGUUAUUAAUUACAUAUGCAUAUUAAAUGUAAUAUGCUUAAUAAUUUUUGAACAGUUUCUUAUAAAAAUGAAAUAGGCGCAAUGGGCGAUAACGCACAAUUUUUCUAGCGAUUAAUGUUUGAUCACUCUAAUUAUUAGCUAUCGAAUACUAAAAUGCACGAUUGAAUAACGUUAUUUUUAUUGUUAUUUGAAUAAUACCACCGCUGACUUCUACUCUUUACAACACGAGUCAACUCUAACUUUUUUAAAAUUUGUUUCGGAUGUUUUUAAAACAAAAUAAUAAACUUAUUUAAAUCUUUUAACCCAUUAAAAGCUAUAAUUUGAUUUUAUCAUUUUAGGUAAUAAAUAAAUGUGUCAUGUUUAUACUUAAUUUUUUUUUACUUUUUGAAAAAAAUAUAACUUUAAAUACUGGUAUUUACCAAUAUCAGAACCGAAACUUUAAUUCUGUAAUUUUUAGAACCGGAACCUACCGACAUUUUUUUUAUUUUUUGAAAAGAACCAAAUUAAAACCAUAAUCUAAAAAAUCAUAAAGGAUUCAAGCCAUGAUUCAUGUGCUCUGUUUUGAUGUUUGAGUGAAAAAAUUCCGGAAGUGGGUAACGAAAAUACUUAUUGACGGAAGUAUAGUUGAUAUAUAGAUAUGAUAUGUGAACACUAGACAUAAAAUGUAGGGACCUUGCAAGUGGUAGAUCCAGAGACAACGAUCCACGACAACUUUGAUUGUUUUCUUGUUGUACAUUACAGCUCAAUAUUAACAAAUAUUUCAUUGAUUAGUUAAUAAGCAUUAUUAAACAAUAUUAUUCCGAUUGCCAUUAGACAUUAUUUAUAAACUUGGGAUCACAUAAAACAGCAGAUCUAAAAUACUUUAUUAGUCUAAGAUAUUCUAACCGUGUACGAGCUUUUAUUAAUUAUUAAUAUAUAUAUAUAUAUUUAUAUUACCAUUAAUAUAACCAUUGUGGUUUAUUGUACAGUUUAAUAUGUACAUUAUGAGACGUACUAAAAUAGUGUUUUAACCGUAGGCACAGCAAACUAUAUAGCUAACUUGUUGUACAGCGAGAUAGGUACUGAACAUCGACGUCAACUGCCAUGUGCUAGUGGUCAAUUUUUACAUUUCUCAAUCGCAAUUGUUAUCAUUCGUUAUCAUUUCAUCACACGUGUUUCAUGUUUGAUCACUGUAUAUUAAGAUCUAGGUGUUUUUUACUCCCUUUUCGUUCUUUUAUUUAUUUUCUGUAUUAUGAUUUAAGGCCAUGUUGUUGUGUGUUUGAAUUAUUUCAUAAUAGAUACCUAUGCAAUUCCUUCCGUUCCAUUUUUUUCUCCGUAGACUCCUAAAAAUCCGUGUACCUAUUAAAUAUUUCAUUGUUAAAGUAAUCAAUCAGGAAACUACGAAUACCAAAGUAUCCUACUUAACUUCACUAAUCCACCAAUGAGCCAGGCCAAAAUAAAUAACAAUCACAAUACAAGGCAGUAUAUUAUUAUCAAGAUGUUUUGAUAAGACAAUUAUGUAAACAUUGAACUCCACGAGUAUGGCGACUGGUGUCGUGUGAAAACGUCAGUUAACUAUCUAGUAUUCUAUAUCUAUGGUUUUAGCUACUUAAUGCUGUAUGCAUACGAUACUAUUGAAUGCAUAUUCAUAUGAUUUUCUUAUCAUAGUUAGCUUUUUUUCUUGCUGUAUAACGUUAUUUUUCUGUUACUAACACGUAUUCAAUAAAAUCUAAAAUAUAUAUACGCCAUAAGAUAUAUUAUAUCUUAUGAUUUAACCGUAUUACAUGUAGCUCAUUUAUUUCGUACGUAUUCGCCUGUAUUGUUUUUCUUGUUUCGAAAUACACAUUUAUUUUCGUCGUAUGAAACAAAACUACAUUCAUCGACGACAAAUGAACCAAACGAUCUUCCGCUUAUGUACCUAUCUAUUUAAUAUACAUCUAUUAGCUGUUCAUCUAAUACACUUCUAUUCUACUGUUAUUUUAAUAGGUAUUGAGCAAACUCAGGAGCAGGCAGAAUUAUCGCAUAAUUUGCUUCAUUCAGGAGGUACAGUAUAUAAUACAGAGUGUUCCGUUUAGACGCACUGCAAUCGUUUCCUCCAAUCAGUUUUGAGUUUUAAAAUUAAAUUUAAAUUGUCAAUAACGAUAGACAGAGAGAUGCUAUUUGUCUUCCAUCUUGGUAUACCAAGUGAUUCUCUGGGUCGUACAUUCGGAUAUUGAACAGUUAAUAGUUUAUUGUUCAAAGGUACGAUGUGUGGGGAAAAAAGUAAAAAAAAGUACAAUUCAUUUAGAAAAACUUUGUGCUGAGUAAAAAUUAACCAACACGAAAACUGAAUGAGAAGACGUGUGUAGAUCGUUAAAUGGAAACGCUCUGUACACAAUAUCUUAACAGUAAUCGACCAAAAAACCUAACUCCACGUGACGAGAAAAUUUUGGGAAGAUUUUAGUUUUAAAAUCGAAAAAUACAUGGAUCAGCAAAUAUGUACGGUAACAUUUUUUUUCCGUGUCCCUUUUCUAUAGAUCGCAGGUACACCGAAAAACACAACAGACCCGCCCCGACGGUCAUCACUACCCGAACAGCAAUAACUUCCAAUGUGCACGGUAGUAGCUCCGUGACGUCAAAUAAAUUGGUCACCACUAAUUCGUCCACGAAGAUCAGCGACACGGUAAAAGUCUAUCCAUUUUAACCACUUGUUAGUACAUACAUAUUAAUUGAUAAUCCGUUUCCGUAUUAUAUUGUUUUCUAUAGACUAUUAGCUCGACCGAUAGGAAGUCCAGUGUGAAAAAAUACGGUAACAAACUCAAUGCGGCCGGAAGUCCGUCAAGAUCUCGUAGUUCAACCAAAGAACUGAGACGUAAUUCUUAUUAUAGUUUAUCCGAUUGCGAAAUUUUAAUUCCAUAUACUUUUGUUCAGUGUCACCGGACGAAGCCAUGUGUCCGCCAGAUUUCUCCGCUCGGUUAACCGACACCACAGUCAACGAUGGUCAGCCGUUAGAGCUCGUCUGCAAAGUAACUGGAGACCCGGAGCCACAGAUUACUUGGCUGAGGAACGGGAAGGUAUAGAUUAUAAAUAAACGACGAAAACUCAAGUAUUUAAAAAAAGAAUAAAAACAAUUUACAUUUAGAACCUUAGGAUGUCAAUGCGUUUUGCAUUUUGCUAGUGUAUUGUGUAUGGAGGGGUGAUAUAGGGAGAAGAUGAUAUAUUUAGAUAGGUAUUUAAACAUAUAGUUUUACGUGUAAGUUUCGAAUAAUAUUGGUUAAAAAUGUUUUAAAUGUUACUAAUAUUUGUAAAUAAGUAUCUACAGAUACAGAUACAAAAUAUAUAUCUUCUUUAUCUACAAUUCAUCACUUAUAAUUUAUCGGGAAUUCUCUUGAUUUACGGCAAAAAAAAAAAAAGUAUAUAAAUAUUAUUUUACCAGCACUAUUAAUAAUAUAAUUAGUAAUGAAAAUAAUAAAUUACUCUUGAGGUGAAAUAUAUAAGUACCAAAUUAUUUUAUUAAAAAUGAUCGCGGAUCUUUACAGGCAAUCAGUUCGUCCAAUGUGUUGGAUUUGAAAUACAGAAAUCGAGUAGCGAUGUUAAAAAUUAGCGAAGUUUUCCCUGAAGACGCCGGAGAAUAUAUCUGCAAAGCUACCAACUCGCUGGGAACCAAAGAAACGGCUUGUAAACUUACCGUCAAAGGUAAUGAUGUUUUAAUUGUUUGUUUUUACAUAAAUAAUUACUUGAUACGAUACGCAUAACUAAUGAAUACAUGACAUAAUAAUAUUACUGUCGACAUUAAAACGUUAAUAUUCUUAUGGCAAUAAUUGUUCACUGGGAGUUUUCGUAAAUUUACAGCUGUAGACGUGUCCACUAAAAAAAGCAAAAAUGACUUGCCACCGGUAAUUGCCAGCCACCUGACAUCAGCUACGGUGACCGACGGCGAAGCCGUGACUCUUCAGUGUCAAAUUAUCGGUAAAUACCGUGGAUUCAAUAUAUCUAUAAUCAAUAUGAUAUGAGUUUAACAAAUCAUUUUUGUAUUAUUAUUAUUAUCUUUUGUUCCGCAGGAGCCAAUAAAUUCGACGUGGUGUGGCUUCACAACCACAAAGAAAUAAAACCCAGCAAAGAUUUCGAAUACGCUAACGUGGCCAACGUUUACACACUGAAAAUAGCCGAAAUUUUCCCCGAAGACUCGGGAACGUACACUUGUGAGGCGUUUAACGACGCUGGCGAAGCGUUCAGUAGUUGUUCAAUCUUCGUUCUUGGUGAGUAAAAAAAAAAAAAAAAACAACCCAAUGCCGAUUGCAAAUCGAAUACCCUAAUGUGAUAUUAUAUUGUCCGUAUAGGUUCCAACGAAAAGCCCAAAGCCAUGACGUUCCAAAAUUUCCCCAAGUCGGUUACCGUGCAAGAAAAAGAGAGCGUCGAAAUAGAAUGCGAAAUCAUCGGAAGUCCGAAAAAUGGUAAAACACAACAAUAUAGUACUGAUACUGAUUCAUUUUUAUAAAACCGUGAAAAAAAAAAUAGGCAGAUAUUUAGAUAACUAGAGUUAUAAUAGAGCCGAGUUAAAUGUAUAAAGGUUAAUUGGUCUAUUUCAAAUCUAAAUCAUUAAUGAUUAAAUCGUUACAAAUCAUUCAAUAGCAUGUACAUCGCGAGUCCUCCAGCCAUAUACAUAUACAUUGUGUUAGCCUAAAAACGCCUAUUUGCAUAUUAUAUUUUUAUUUUGUUAAAUAUAUAUUUUAAUAAUUUAACUUAAUAAAUAAAAUAAAACUAUAGGCAUUUAUAAUUUACCAUAAGCACUUGUAUUAUUAAAAUAAAAUCAAUCGCGAUCACGAUAUCAUAAUAUACCUAGGUAUGAAUCUAAAAUUUUUCUGAUAACAAUAUUAUUAUUUGUUAAUUGUCCGAUAGCAGCAUAAAAUGUAAAAAAAAAAAAAUUUUUUUUUAAAUUGUACGCUGACGUGGUCGUCGUUUUACCGUGCCUGUUACAGUAACUUGGUACAAAGACACGGUCGCGAUUGAAGAGGAUUCUAGCGUUUAUCAAUUCAUGCAAAGUGGCAAUAAGUACAAAAUGAAAAUUCUCAGAGCCGGCCACGACGACAUUGGUCAGUACGUAGUCGAAGCGAAAGACUCUAACGGAAUCCAAGUCACAGCUGCGUUUUCGGUCAAUUUGUCAUUCUUAUCUGAAUAA